GUCGGGGCGUGCCCGCCGGUGGAAUGCGCGUGUCCGCUGCCCCCCUCCUCUUGCAGCUUCAUGUCCGGCGCUAAUUGGAGUGCGCACCGCUGAUGUCGGCUCCGAAAUGUAAAUAGUUGGAGCGUUUUUCUGCAUGUUUUUCCAGCUCUCCUGUCGUUGUCUUUGUAAAGUGGAGGAAUAAUGAGGUGGAUUUGCCCGCAGUCUGCCUCUCUCCUCUGAUAAUCUCAUCCUCUUUUUAAUCAUGAGGAUGAAAACUCCACAUCGUCGUUUCGCUCGGGACAAGUUCAUCUCUCCGUGAGGCUGAUGGGAGCACAACCGUGGGCUUCUUUCUCAGAGCAGGUCCCCUUUUUAGCAGAUCGGAUUCUGCUGCGUCACUUUUUAUUUUCCUUUUGUUAUUUUUAGAGUUGGAGUAAAAUCCUGAAGCAGAUCAGCUGCUCAGAGAGGGAAGAAAAGCAGAAACCCCGAGAUGAAUUCAACUCUCCCUCUUCGAUUCUGAGUAAAUUUUUAUUUUUCUAUUUUUUAUUUUUUGAAAGAAUGAUUUUAUUCCUGUGUUGAUCUGGUGGAUUACAGCUGAAUACUCUCGGUGGCUUACAUGUAGCGGUAGAAAGAGGCUCUGUGUUUUCUUCUGUGGGGUUCAACAGAGGCUUAUAUAAGAAGAGCCGUCAUGUAUGCAGGACGCAAGAGGAGAAAACCGGUCCAGAGAGCGUAAGUUUAUUCUAUUUAUUACAAUUUUUAUUCCAGUACUUUACUCAGAAAAAAAAUAAAAUAAUUUUAAAAUAAAAAAUAAAACAGGUUAGCUGCGAUGAAUUAUGAUGUCAGUGUCAAAAUGCUCGAAUCUGCAUCAGAGAAUUUCUACCACCUUUUUAUAAAAUCCAUUUGCCUCUGAAUGAACAUAUUUCACUUUACAUAAAAUGCGCAAAAUAUUUCUAAUAAUGUCUGGGAAUUUUCAAAAAUGUAUAUACAUCUAUACGUGCGUAAUGCUCUGUGCGUAAUGGAUAGCUGUGCAUGGCUUCUUUAAUGCCUGCGGAUUAUUGCAGGCCUGCAACCGCGGCCUGAUUUUAACCUUCAGCACCUCCCUCGGUGAUCUCUGUUUACGCAGCAGUUUUUCUAACAGCAUUGCAUGAAAAAAACCAACAAAAUAGAGACAUUUCAACUUUUCCCGGCUCGUUAAUUCCUGAACUGUAAAUCAGUGGGAGCCUGAUGUAGGAUGUUGCGCCAUUUUCUGUCAAAACGCCCUUCAGAGGGAGAGAGGGGCGGCUUUUUUUUACUGGUUAGAUAAUUUUGUAGUGGAUAUUAUAUAAAAUAUGGUAAUAACACUUUUCAAAACAGCAUUUUUUAGCCUGAAAUAAACCUGUUUGGUAUCAGACCCUGCCCCUUUUUCCAACUCAAGCCCAAUCUGUUCUUACACUUAGAUUAUAAACACAUAAAGUUCAUUUUAGAAAAUGUAAUUCAACCAUUUGAAACUGAACCAGAGCUGCAGGAUGUGAUUAUAAAGUCUGAGCAGCUACUGUUUCUGUUAUGGUAUGACAUCACACUCAUGCACUUGAAUCUGACGCCAUUUCCCUGCAAAUAUUUCAUCUAAAGGCCAACACUGAAGCAUAAUGAGGAAAGACAAAGAAUCCAAAGCAGCUCUGAUCUUCCUCAUUGUUCUGUGAUGUGAUUUCACGUGACUGAGUUUGGAAAAGCACCUAACUGUGCACAGUGAGACACAGCAGUCAGGCUGCUGCUGCUGCUGCUGUUUGAUGAGAGUAUAAUUGUGCAGUAAUGUAGAUGCAGCAGCUUUUUUUCUUAUGUAGAAAGUCAAAGUAUCUUGAAAGUAUCAUGUUUUUGUGUACAUAAUUUAAAGGCUGCUUUGUGGUGCACAGUUCCCCCAGAAACAGUAAGACUCAGUCUGCACAUGUGGGACUCUUCAAAACAAUCCCCAUAAUCCUUCUUUGUGAUGAGACAGCUUGAAAAGAGACUAAAACUGUCAGUAAGGUUAGUUUUGCUUUAUGGAGACUGUUUUUGUCUUAUUGCAUCCACAAAAGCACAGGAAUUAAAAAAACACUUAUGGCAUUAUUUGUGUAUUUUCUCAUAAUGGCGAACAGAGUCUAAAAUGAUCUGCAAAUUGACCAUAAUUGUGUUUUAAAUAAUGAGUUUUGCAACAAUCCGUUCAACUUUGAAUUUAUAAUAUAAUGUAAAACAUAAAAAAUAAAGAGUAACUCGAGGUAAAUCAUAUUAGAGUUAAUUAGUAAUUAUAGUCUGUCUGCAUGCACACACAUCAAGAGUGUGUUGCAUUGCAGGUAUGAAGCAUAAUGACACAGUCUAUUAACAGCAGCUCUUCAUCCAUGAUGCUGCUCAGAGAUGAAAUGUGACAGUGUCAGUGUGUUGUAAAAAGUCAUGGCAGAUGUCGACUCAUGUUGCAGCUGCACUGCUGACGAUCUGUGUCCAUGUUUGAAUAUAUAAAGCAACUAAAUCCUGCUCAAUGGUGUUUUCUAAUAUUUUUUUUUAUCUUAAAAAUGUUUGUUUUGGAGGCCUUCAUUAGACCCAGUAACACGUCAUUCCAGUCUUUUAGUGUUAUCCUUUAUUAUAUCAGCUGACAGCAAAGUGGGGCACACACAAUCACAUAUCAAUAUGUGUUUGUGUUUCUGAGAAUGAGUGUUGCAUAACACAAUAUAUGAGAGUUUAGAUUCUUUGGAGCUAAAUCUGUUCAGACUGAGUGUGAAAGCCCCCUUCAGGCUGCACAGGACAUGACUUUAGAUUGAAGACGUGCACUGAAACAUCAGUCUAUUAUAAUCCUGAUGUUAGAAUACUUCAUGUCAAUGUAAACUUUAUAAAUAUGAAUCAAUCAUUAUUAUUCAGAAAUGAAAAAUCUGGAAUUGAUCAAAAAGGUGCCUUUUUUGAAAUUAUAAAAAUGUAAUUUCUUGCUUAUCAUUUGCUCAUGUUGUUUAUCUUGUUGUCCCUCUGUGAUCACAACUGACUAUAAAGUGGGUCACACACACAAUCACAUAUCAAUACGUGUUGUGUUUCUGAAAAUGAGUGUUACGUAAUACAAUAUGCGAGUGUAUGGACUCUGCAGAGCUAGGCCUGUUUGGCUUUAGGCCUUCAAGUAUUUCAGUUUCAUUCAAACAACUUUAUUAAUCCGUACGAGGAGCAGCUUGCACAAAAAAUGACGUAAAUAAACAUAUAAAUAAAUAAAUGAAUGAAUGAAUGAGUAACGUCUGCUUACAACCUUCAUCCAGAUUAUUAUUCCCAAAAUAUGAAUGUUUUAGUCCUCUCCCCUUUACACAGACCUGAAGUUUGAGAGCAGAAUCAAAAAUGCAUAAUUGAUUGCAGAGGAAUAUUAUUGUAUAAUAAUUAUGGAUUAUGGAUGGAAGCACGAUAAGAUAAUUCAAUGAAGACAAAAUACAAAAUUUCUUUCUUGGCAAACGUGGAAACAAAUAUAGUAAUAAAUUAAAUGUUUAAUUAAAAGAAUGAAAGAAUUUGAUACAGUAUGGUAUGUGCUUUUAGAAGAGAAGAAGCUGUGAUUUGUGUUUGAGAUGAUUGUUUUUUAACACCAGGUUUCUUGCAAAUUCAGUGUACCAAUUCAAGUACUGUCAACAAUAGAAAUGACUUCUCUUAAAUAAUUCAUCUGAUCAAGUAAACAAAGACAGAAGUUUCAAAUCUUUUGGACUUCCUACAUCAUUCAGUCAUUUUAUCCAUUUUCCCAUAUUUGCAUAUUUUGCACUUUAUUUAAAUGCAAAAAAAAAGUUUAUGUGGAUCUAAGUUUGUUUAUUAUCAACAAGUCAUUAAAGCUGCAAUAUGUGAUGCUUAACUGCAAUUCUGAACCAAAACUGGUUUGUAGAUUUGUUCAAGGUUUUUUGUUUUUUCUUUUUACAACACUGAAAAAGUUUAUUUAUUUAUUCAUUUAUUUUUAUUUGCCAAAUUAAAAAUCAAAUUUGAACGAUGAAGUGAAACCGUCCACAAAAUAUGGAAGCCAUUUAUUACUUUUUAAUAUUUUACAUAUGGUGUAUAAGUAUAUAUUUAUUACAUCAACAGCUAGCCUCUCUAUAGGCCUCCACAAUUUGUGGUAAACACAAAAAUGAUUCCUCCUUGCUGAUAGUAAAAGCUUUUACAUUUUAUUCACUGUGAAAUAUUUUAUUUAACUUUUGUGAAUCUCGGUCACACAUUUGCCCCAAAUUUUCUUUGACACUUUUGAUAUUUUGGGAGAUGGUUGGUCCUGGUUAAAGGAGUGUGUGUAAAACACAAUGUAGUGCUGGUGCACAAAACAGACAAAGGUAGAGUGAAUUCAGUACUCAUGAGAAUAAUCCUGAAUACUGGCUGAACUUUGAUUAUAGAUUUUUUUGAAUGAAUGAAUAAAUCCUUAUAUAAAACCUGAAAGAUAAACCAAAGAUAACUUUAAAUCACUCUUUCCAACUUAGUCUAAAAUUUGUGGAAAUCUCCAAAUAUAGCUGACUUAACAAUGUUUUGGAUAUGAAUGAGACAAGUUUGCAGGAACAACACAAAUAACUUAACACCAGCUAACCAACCCAUCCAAAAUUAGGUCUAAAACAUUCUGAAAAGAGGCCAAAAUGAGGUCCAUUUUUUGGUUUCCCUCUAAAGAAUUCAUAAUAAAUGCACAUUAUUUAAAUUUUGGCAUUUGUCCUCUUUUUCAAUGCUUAUUAGGGUGAAACAGCCACCUGCAGAAGGGGCCAAAUCCAACCCGUCCAAACGGCACCGAGACCGGCUGAAUGGGGAGCUGGAGCGGCUGGCCAGCCUGCUGCCGUUCCCUGAAGAGGUCACCGCUAGUCUGGACAAACUCUCCAUCCUGCGCCUGAGUGUCAGCUACCUGCGAGCCAAGAACUUCUUCUCAGGUAGGUUGAAUGAAACGAUCUCUGAUCGUAACUGCGCUGCAUGGUCUCAUCUUUGGUCUCAUCUGUGAGAGUUGAAUUCCUCCUUCCUCUCUACGUGUUUGUUAUUGGAUCGGCUCUUUUGCAGAAGAGCAGUUGCACAAAUUCAUCGAUCAUGUCUGUUACGGUCUUGUUUCUAAUUAGUGGGGUUGUUUUGGGAAAUCAUUUAUUGCCAUGAAACCCAGAAAAAAUCAAUGUUUAAUGAAUGAGCUGCAGUUGCUCAUGUGUCCAGGUCACAGGGAUAAAGUGACGCAAGUUUAGCCGAACACUUUUUUAGCACCCUACUGUUGGGGUACCAAGCAUAGCCGUCCAACCCUGAAGCCGAAGCUGAAUACACCGCAACCCCUUGAUUAAGAGAGAGAAGUUUCCUACUGGAUGCAAAAUUUUUUUUUUGUAGGAUGGUAGGGGAAAGUCCCGCCUUCUUUGCCUCUGAUUGGCUAGAAGAGCUGGAAACGUCAUCACACGCUCAAGCCAAACGCGGGCUGUCGGCUCUGUACAUAAAACAGAACAUUACAGAACAUCAUCGCACUUCUGAAUCUCCAAUGACGUUUCAUAGCCAUUAGGAAUAACCAAUCAGAGCCCAGUACUUCUAGCCAAUCAGAGGUGAAGGAAGGCGGGACCUUCCCCUACCAUCCUACAAAAAAAAAAUUUGGCCUACUGGACCAUAUCUCCAUUAAACUGAUGUUGCUUGAUCAGUGAAAUUCAGUUUAUGUACAUGUUUUUUUUAUAUCAGGGUAUGCUUUUAGGUUAGUCAUAUCAGGAGACAAUCUGGUUUAAAAAUGGGGGUUUCAUUUACUCAAAGACAUGAGCUGAGCAGUGAGAGGUACACAGAGAUCGCUGCAAAGGGAGAGGGAGAUUACACAGCAAGAAAUAUCCUGUCAAUCAAUGUCAUUUACUAGGUAAUAUAAAUAACCUGCAGCUAACAUGACUCAUGACAGCUUAUGUCAGACGAAGUGCAUUAAAGUCUUAAUAAAGAGCUGUGCAAGUGACUCAUUUUCUUCAAAUAAAAGUCCUUGAUACAGAUGGACCCGGACAGAGUGAAAGUACUUUGUGAAAACAAAGGAAGUCUAUUCACAGGGAACAAAAAGAGAUCAAGCUUUUGCUUUGGAGAGUGACCAGGAAGUGCUACCACACUGUAUUUCGCAUGCUAGUGGCCUGAUUGUCGCUGAUACAGAGCUGGUACCAUCCUUAGCUUAUUAUUUUUCUGUGUCCGACACCGACAAAAGAGAAAAAGAAAAUCAGUCCUUUGUUCUCGAGACUUUUGACCCAUGAUUCGUGCUGUUUGCGCCGUCACUGUGAAUGGUCUGAUCUGUUAAAAUUCACGCCAAAUUGAAAAUCAAGCCGUUCGUGCAGCUAACACGCCAGAGUGCAUUUGGCUUUCCCUGAGAAACCAUACCGAGCUGUAAUGAACCGCACUGAGCAGCAUGAUGAAAACACACCUUCAGCUGGCUCAACCUCUAAACUAGACAUAGAGGGGUGAAACUCUUAACUGGAAUAGAUCUAAGUGUUUGUAUAAGAAAUAAGGUUCUCAACGUCUCAACAAACCGAGACAAAGUUGCUCAAAGAUCUUACUUUGGGAAAGUAAAGCUUGUGAUUUUCUCUUGUUACCCCUCUUGGAAGUAGUCUGGACCUUGACCAGCCUUUAACUGAAACACACAAAGGUCAGUUUUAGCUCUUUGUUUUGUCUGGCACACCAAGGCUUCCCAGAAUUGUUCUUAUAAUGAAUAACUGUACAACAAAUCCCAACAGCUUUUAAUCGUCUUUAGCGGCGUUGUGUGUUUGUAAUGAGGAGCAAUGAGUUGACCUACAUUCAAGCAUGAGGGAACAGUUUGGAGUGGGUGGCUGUUUCUAAAUGCCCCUAGUUAUUGCUUCGGUCCCUCCAACCAUUUCCAGAAUGUCACAACAUCCGAGUCGCCGGCUCUGUGUUUGUGCUGGAUGUGUUUCCCAACAUCUCACGGCUCAUCUCAUCAACCAAAGCUGUGGAAACCACCACACUCGGAAAGAGAAGAGCACCCAGCCACCGCCUCACUCGGAUGGUUUCAUCAUAGGGGGGGAAAAGGGCCUCAAUAUUUCAUUGAGACCCCCGUCUAUGUAUGCAUACGUGACAUCACUCAUUUGAUGCUCGGUUCCCGUUAAAACCGUACGCCAAAGGAUUGAAAGAAAAUCGCAUGCCAGCGGGUUUGAUGUGUACAGUCUUUUCUACUAUGCAGAGUGAAGACAUUGUUAUUUUAGGCGGUGAUCUGCUGCAAUGCGGCCGUCGGAUGCUCUUGAAGCAUGAAUAAUUGAGAGAAACCCUGGAGUUUAAAGAAUUUAUGAAAUGGAGGCAGAGCAAUGUUUGUUUAAGGCAGCGGCUGUUGGAAAUGGCUGUUUGGGGUAAGACUGACAGGAUACAGCAGCGGUGAUACAGUAGGGGUGUGUUUUUAGGCGGAUAUGUUGUGAGUGCAUUUCUUUUUUCUUUAACUGUGUGUGCGCUGUGUGGCUGCUGGGUUCAUAUGUUGUGAGUAUGUUGAGGCUUCAGAUGCCCCGAGGAAAGAAAAUCAACCGAUGACUUCACUCUGAGGCAGCAGAGAAGAAGAGUAUUCGUUCUGAAUGCAAAGCUAAAACUCACCUAACCGUAUAGCUAGCACUAAUGAACUGAGUGCAGUUGUAAAAUGUAGGAAACGACAACCCACAUUAUUGGAAACCCACAUUUUUGUCUCAUUAAAUCUAUCUGUGGAGUUGCAAAAUGUGAAAAAGAUUUGUAAAAUUGGUGAAAUGGAGAUUUGAAAGAGAGAGUAUCACUCAAUUCCUGUUUUGCUAGCAGCUGCCCGUCCGCUGUCACCAGCUUUAGCCUGAGGCAGGUAGCAUAAGAGAGUAGCUCACAGCAAUGUUAGUGCAGUCCUCUUCAUUGUCUUCAUCGUGUUUGACAUUUUUAUGUUUCUGUCAUAUUAGCUGCAAAGUUUAUGGUGAUUGUAUUAUUAUUAUUUUUUACAUCAGUCAUUUUGUCCAAUGAUUUCCUGGAUUUCCAUGUAUAAAAAUAAGACACAGGCCUAGAUUAGCCAUGUAUACUCAAUAACCUACAUGUACUAGCAAUAAGAGAAUACAGUAUUGUAAAACUCAAUGAAUUAAAUCAAACAAUUUUUAAUGUAUAAAAUAAAUUAUUAUUAUGACCAUGCACUGUUAGACACCACGUCUAAUAGACAGAUUUCUGGGCAACAUCAUCGCAUGUAUGCAUGCGCAGCCUUGGGGCAGAAAGUGGGACAUUUCUUAUUUGUUUACUAGCGUAGUCAACAGAGAAAGAAAAUGACAGGAGCUGUUACAACCCUGCUCCUGAUAUUAGAAACAUCUAAAACAACGUCACAACCUGGUAAAUUGAGUGAAACUAAUGGAUAUGUCAGCGUUUCAGUGUUUUUCUGAUGUUGAUGCAGUGAAAGACAAAGCGAUUUUUCAAUGAAAUGACAUUUUAUUGCAAUUGUAUCAGGGAGAAACAAUACGGCAUCUUCAUUGAUGUCAGUUCACUCCGAAGCAGGCUUUUGCCCCAUGGUUGCACCUAGUAUCGUUUGUACACAAGAAACCCGUCUAUACAGUGGAAGGCAGAGGGGGAUAGGCAGACCCCUGUAAAUAUAAUUAUUUACAAGUGUUUCCAGACAUUAAGGGCUAUGUUGCUGCCCAAGUUUUUCCCUGUAUAUUUUAUUUUCAUUGUUGUUUCUAUAUUUAUUUUCAUUUAUAAAGCCAGUAUAAUGAGCAAAGUCCUCUUUCCUCUUGUUCCUCAAUGUGAUGUGGAUUUCUCUAGACAUCUUCCUCAUUUACUUAUAGGAGACCAUAAUGCUAGUUGAUUUAUGGUUGGUAAUCCUCCUCCUGCCAGUAUUAGAGCCACCUUUUUACUGUCUUUUUGGUACAGAGUAAAGUUUGACUUUUCAAAAUCAAUUGAAGGGUUUUCCCUGACAGUGUAUUGUUUUUUCUGUGCCACUACUUCAGCAAAAGAGGCAUCAGCAUGGAGAGAAAAACACCCCACAAGAGCCAUUUGGAUUUAUCCGGUAUAACAUUACAUUUUUUAUCUCGUAAACAGUUCUCCAUUACAAAAUGACUGAGAGGUUAUAAGGCCAACGCUGGGCACAGAUGGAGCUUAAGACCCUGCUGACUCCUCCCUCCUGCGCCUGUUGUGACAGAACUAUCAGUAGAAGUUGUUUUUAUUAUUCCCCUUCAACAACAUAUGGAAGUAAUUUCUGGCCGCUCCUGUCACAGUGAAUUAUUAAUAGUGGAUUUCAGCAGCAUAGGUCAAAGUGUAGCCUAUAGACUAACCCUCUUGUCUAACUGCAUUAGCCUACUUCCGGGACAGUCUUUAAGUAAUUAACGAGCUCAGGGCUCUUACAUUGAAGAAGCGGCUCUGAGGACCCUGAGGGCCCAUCGCUCUGGGCUGAUUCUGUGGUCAGCUGUUAACUGUUGUUUGUAAAUGGCGUAAACUAUCCUGCUUGUCAGAGGGAUCUAAAGUGGGUGGUCUGUUUUGAGUGAUGAGUAACUCGGGUAAUGCUCCCACUGCUUCUGCUGUUGUUUCUAUUCCGAUGUUCGGAAGAGCUGCUAAACGCCGAGAGAGGCUCCCUGCCAUCAAAUAUUAAAAAGCAUCAGAAUUUCAUCGCGCUGUAGAGCCUUUUUCUGCUGCUCUUUAAGUUUUUCAGCUAAGUUUGUUGUACCCAAACAAUCACGAGUUGCUGUGCGUGUAACUGAAUAUGGCGUAUGAGUUGAACAAAGCCCUGGCAGAGCUCUGGUUAAUCUUCCUGACAGUAUUAUCCAGCCCAGCUGCCAUCUUUGUUAUUGUUAGGGUGCUACAAUAGGCUCGACCCUCUCAGCCAGUCCUAGGAGAGGGGUGGCGACUCUUUCCUAAAACCGAUAAAACGAGGGGAUCACCCCCACUCUGAGUGCGAGGAAGCUCUCAACCGUAAGAGCCAUCUUCACAGCUGUUGUCUGUCUUUUGGAUCAUUUAUGCUCCAUGCGUGACAACGCAACUGUGGGUUUAACAUGGAAAUAUGUCUGGGUAUUAAUUUGUAACUCGGUCACAAGAAAAUAGAUGUCAAAGCAUUGCAAUGUUUUCCUCUGAUGUGUCAUUCGGUAACAGCACCUCCCUGGUGCUUUUGUGACAUUUUGACCUCAACAGGCCACAUGCAGGGUUUCCAGCAGUGCUAGCACUGUCAAAGCUAAUUUAGCAUGGAGAAUCACUGAUACGCCUCUUAGUAUUUGUCUCCUUUCUGCCCGUUUACCAUGUGUGGGGUGAGCUUUCCAGUUUGUAUGCCAAGGUGCUGAUAUGGACAUCUUGUAACUUGAAAUUAUUCAAAGUUUAGGAAAUUCCCUGACCUCCCUUGCAUUGUGCUACAUCUGCUCGAUCAUCUUUUUUUAAUUGCACCAACAUUAGGCAAAGGGCUAUUAUGAUAUUACAUUUUUUUUCCUCAUCCUCCACAAUCACAAUAAAUCCUCCAAGAUUUAUUGUGAAUCCAAAAAAUGACUUCAGAGCUUGUGUCUUUUCAGCUCUAAUCGUUCUUUUAAAUGUUAUCCCUCGGUCUUGUGAUUUACCACCUACUGGAAGUAGUAAACUUCAAAAUAAAAGCUUAGGUUUACAUUAGGGAAAACAAGGCAAUCCAAAUAGAAGUCAGAAAAAAUACCAAAAUAAAAGCAUGAAAAAAAAUGGUUUAAUGAGGCAAUGUUUGGCUGGUGUUGUGGACAAACCAUAAAUUUGAACAUCAUUAGAAAUGGAUGAUGACAUGCUAAUUGCUAAUUGUGAAUGUAGCAUUGAUAUUUCAUUGUGAUAUGUUAUGGCCACAAUAACUGUACUGUGAAAAUAUGAUAUCUUUAACUGUUUUAUCAGUAUUGUCUGAAAGUGUGUUUUUGUCAUCAUGAGUGUAUUACGACAGCCCUGAUUGGCGUACAUCUGUUAAAAUCUGUUUGCUUUUUUUAGGAUCACAGAAGAUAAAAAAAGGAACAGUGACUUACCUGAUUAGCACUUGCUUUUGUUGUCUUGAUGUAAUUAUUAGAAAGCUGCUUACCUAACUUAACAUAAGGAUAAAUCAGUAUCAUAAGACUCCUGCAAGCCUGGUUCUGCACUUUGACUCCGUAUUCAACUCUGCAUGUUUGACAGCAUGGUCAUGGUCAUUUCCCUAAAGCGAAGGGUCAUUGUUUUGUUACUAAUUGUGCUGUGUUGUGUUGUUUCCCCUAAUUGGAUCCUGGAUGAUACAGUUAAGCCUAUAAGGGCUCUCUUGGCUGAUUCAACAUUCCUUGAGGCCAAAUGGCUCACUUGCAAUUUUUCCUUUUCCUGUGCUCAAUCCAUUACCCGGCGAUCCUUUCUAGUUCUUCCCUGGUCAUCCUGGAAAAAGCUCUCUGAGUUUUUAAACCCAGCCUGCAAGAAUCCAACCUGCCGUCACGUGACGGUCUGUUGCGUAACCGGCACUCUGCGCAGAUGCAUGUCAGAUGGUUAUUAUUGUGUGGGGAGUUUCAGAGAACACUGUAGUUCACAGACCAGAGUUUAAACCUGAAGUGGGCAGGAUAUGAAAUGAUGAUUAAUCCUGUGUUUUCACCACAGCAGCAGGCCUGUUGUUAAAGUGCACUGCACCUCGUUUAGAUACACUCCAUUGUAAAUAUAGAUGGAGAUUAGAAGAAAUAAUCCCUGUGACUGCAGAGGGACACACUUGCCUGGUGGGUCUGUGUAUAACAAUGUGGGUUAGUGUGGGAUUUCCAGAAAGAGCAGUACAAGUUAAGAGCAGUAGAAUUGCUCAUUAUUGAAUUUUUAAUGCUACUAAAUUUGGUUGUUUCAGGGUAAACAGGGAUCUCCUCGCAAAUCCAGAUAACAUACUCAAGUGCAAAGUUGCUGCAAGUCACUUAAGAUAAAGUUGAGGUUUACAGGUACAGAUGACUGCAGAGGCUGGAAAACACCAGUGAGCACACCAGAACAUAUGCCAGUACACCAAACAUAUGAUCCAGAAUCUGGCCUUGUAUGGGAGGAGGAAACUGUGCAAGUAUUGCAAUGAAAACUCAAGUGUUAUAACUCAUUCACUGACUUUUUGUCCUUAAAGUAACACCGUAACACAGAGUUAAAGAAAGCUCAAGGAAAAACAUUUAUGAUCCUUUCUUUAUCAUUUCCUUGACGUAAAAAUCCCCAUAUUAAUCAUUUUGCACUGUAGUUCUGCUGUCUUAGCAUCUCGGUCUGAUUGCAUUUCCAUGAAGAAAUGAUCAUAAAUGUUCUUCCUUGAGCCGCGUCACCCCACUGUAGUCCGUAAUGGACUGGCCCGAGGCCUCACUACAAACAAGUGGCUGCUAGAAGAGGGUAGGUGAGUUGUGUUUAGUCUCUUUGCUACAGAAAUUAGGUAAAGCCAAAAAGAUGUUUGGUGGUUAGUACUAUGGCUGGGACCCUACAUGUACUGUUGAUGAAGUUAGGUGCUGUUCUGAGCAUUAUUUGUGGCUACAGAGUGGCGUUUUGGUUGAGGUUUGUGUUUGGCUCCUCAGACCACUGUGUAUUGCUUUUGUGUGGUCGUUACUAAAGUUGGUAUCACUAGAGAAGCAAGCGGUCGGCAACAUUUAUCUCUCAAGGGGGUGUCUAACUCAGUGUUACCAUGUGUUUUCCUACCUAAAUUAAUUUUACGCCGGUAUAUCCCUUUAACUGUCGGUGAUGAGUUGCUACCUGGUUAGCAUAGGAGGAAGCGGGAUUGCUCAAGGAGUAGGUCUGGUUAUGCAUGCCUGCCUAUUUUCUCAGCUCCUGUUGUUACACCACCUCAGGAGCUGAGUCAAGUUGGCUUGUAGAGGCUGUUUUCUCAGUAGGUGGGCUUUAAGAACAAUGCUCAGGCUUUCUCAGGUCUCAUUCUCAGGGUUGUUAUGCUGACUGGAUGACUGAAAAACAUGUUUUUCAUCAUAUGGGGCCUUAAUCUGAUUUCCACUGUUGCCUAAAGUUGACAUGCAUCAUAAGGUAGUGCCGUUUCCUAUACAUAAUGAUGCAUCAACCAGUAUUUUUCUCUGACCCAUGGUUCUGAGGUGUUGUGUAAAAUGGGACACAAACAUAGGAACAUAUGCAGCUGAAGUGUUUUGGCAUCUUCAUUGUUAGUUUUGGACCUUUUAGAUUUUUUUGGUGACUCCUUUUUGAUGAUUUUGACCCAGCUGACAUGAAAAGACACAAGGGAUAAGGUCAGUUUAUCAAUGACGGACCAUUUAAUGUACAUCUAGAUGUUAUUUUAAUGGUUGCUCUUUGUAAAGUUGACAGUAUUUUGGGUGCAUAACCAAAGGUAGAACUGCUCUGUAAAUGAGAAAAUAUUGUCAGAUGCUAAUUUUUAUGUCACGUUUAAGUCACGGUUUUGGUUAAGACCCAAACUGUCCUCUUUGCCCCUUCAAUUCCCGCCUCCUCCUGAGCCACGGAGAACAAAAGAGCAUGGCAGACAGUGACAUCAGCAUGGCAGCAAAGUGGAAAUUAAUCUUUCACAAGUUUCCAUAUGGAAGACCAUUAAAUCUCUUAUAAAGACAAUGACAUAAAAUGUCUUCCAUUAAUAGAGAGAUGGCAAACAUGGACCUACACGGCGCACACACAUUAUGCAACUCCCCCUGGAUCAGGACAUGGAUAUGAUGAAUUAUGUAAAACACUGCUCUGACUCUGGCAGAGUGUAGCUCUGUCGCACACAUAAAGUAACCCUGAGCUAUCUUUUAGUUUGAAAGAAAUGAUGAUGAUGAAUUAUUAUCAAUCAGUUCAAACUAAUUCAGUGAUAAGUUCAUUGACGCCAAAUCCGCCAUGAUGGAAAACAAACCGUAUCACACCAUGAAACCGUAUCUCAUAAGCCAGCAGCGCAGUGGCGUAGAGUUGGGGAGUGAGGUUUUACAGAUCUGUGGAUGGAAUUAAAUUGAAAAAGCAUACAAAGUAAUCAGUCUGCGACUCUGGGAUGAUGCAUUAUCCAGGGAUCACAGGCAGUCAGUGAGUAAUCAAAGUUAUCUCGGAAUAACUGCACAUCGAAUCUGACAUUUCAUACAUGCACUCCUGAACAUAUCUUAAUAUGUCAGUCUUUAAAACAUUAAAUUUAAACCCCUUUUGACAGAGUUAGCACUUUGAAUGCAACAUUCAUUUCGAUAAUAGAUCCUUAAGUCAAAAUCAUUGAUUCGAUGUCAUUGCAUUCGUUUGGUUCUCAAAUCUAGGGACUUGUAAAAUAUGGACUAAAACAUUGUUAUUAAAACAGAAAAUUAUGGAAUUUUGCGCAUGUAAUUAAAUUGCGAUUAUGUUUUGAAAAACAGUCCUCGUCUUAACCGAACAAAAUAUGAGUAAUGUCUUAUGUUUAAUGUCUAAUGGACAUAAUUGUGAGUCCACCCUUCAUUUUAAUGAGUGGAUUCAAGUCAUGUCUAAAAUACGCAAUGAAUUUAAACGUUAAACAAUCCUUUGGGCCUUUAGGGGAAAUAACAUCCUUUCAGCAACAUACAUUUAUGUUGGGGGUUGAGCUGAUAAAUGUUGAGCAUGAGCUGAUCAGUAGUUUUUGUAUGGAAGAGAAAGGAGAUGUUGAAGGAGAUUGAAUCGACCGCAUAUGAGCGAUGAUUUUGGGGAUGCUGUAAAUGUUGAAACCGAUUGCAAUGCUUGUGGUCUAGGCUGUGAAGACCUGUAAGUUACAUUUUGUAGGAGGCUUAACUCAGUCUGUGUACCCAGGCUUCUACAUAGAUGCCGGGCUGUGCAGGUCUUUAGCAUGUGCAGAUCUGAUGCAGAAGAACAAAGCAGGCUAAAGGCACCAUGAACUGGGAGUUUCUUAAACUUUUGCAUCAAUUUGCAGCUUUUUAUCCCCCAUAAUCUCCAACAACCUCUCUCUUUUUUUGUGAUACAAGUUCAUCGUUAAUUUCCAGCAGAAUUUCUCAUUAUGUAGCUGAAGCAGGUGAGAUUCAUUCUGAUCGGCAGUUUACUAUCCAGCUCCUAUUAUAUCACUUCUUUCCAAUAGAAUUAAUGUAUAAGCAAAGCUGCAGUGACACUGCACGCAGAGGAUUUGCACACAGCUGGAAACAUGCCUGAGCUGCAGCCGUUUCUAUAGCAUGAUGUGCUGCUGCUGCUGCUGCUGCUGCCCGCUGCUGCCCGAGGAUUGGUUACAUAAGCUGUGUGGCUGUUUUGAAAGUCAUGUGACACAUCAGGCUACCUGUCACUGUUUCUCUCCAACUGAGGGCGAUGAUUUGCUAUCUGAAAACCCCGCCUCCCCUCCCCCUCCUUCCUGUGGGUCAUCUAUGUGCACACAAAUGAAAAAGGCAUGAUCAGCAGUGGGUCAUCCCUCCAUGGCAACCCUCCUCACCCUCCACCCUCCCCUCCUCUCUGCCCGUCCUUCCCUCCGUCCUUCUCCUCCUGGGCUUAAACCCCCCUCGCCCAAUCCACCUCCCCCCCCAGCCCUGCUGAUCACGAUACGGCACAGUGAGGAAUGCAGGCCACCAAAGGGAAAACCUGGUAAUCAGUAGUGACCCCUCCCAGCCCUACUCCGCCCAAAUCCCCAUCACUCGCCCCUCAACCCCCCUCCCACCUCUCUGGAUCGCCCCUCAUAAGCAAAUAUGCAACCAUGUGAUCGAGAAACCUCGGGAGACACGAAAGCAGCAAAGGGUGCGUGCUUCCCCCCCUGCAUUAGCGGCCGCGUGUUCAUGUUCAGUCUCUAUAUGUGUGCCUGCAUGUGUGUGUUGCGUGCAUCCAUGUGUAUGUUCCCUGAUGUGGGGGAGGUAUGUAUGUGUGCAUCGCGUGUUCAUUUGCUGCAGUGUUCAGGGGGUGAAGGAGUUGAAACAUUCUAUAUUUACUCGCUGCCAUUCACACUCUGCUAGAAUAAUUAACACACAAACACACUCACACACAUACUGCAUGCAUGCACUGAGCUGUGCUGUUGUGUGUGGCUGCAUGUCUACGUGCUGACACACACGCUCAGUCUUUAGCUCUCUGUCCUGCACACAGAGGACAUAUACGAAUAAUCACGACUGUGCUGCAGUUGAUGUCUGCUUUUAGACGCUUAAUACUUCGCUUCAGAGCUAUAUAGUAUUGUUAUAAAGCUUUUAAAAAGGCAGAUCGCAGUAACCACAUUUUAAAAAAAAAACAUACUGUAUAUGAUGUGAUGAAGAAAGAUAAAGAAAGCAGGAAUAAAUUCACACAGAAUGGACAAAUUUUACGUCAUGAUUAAGUGAAAAUUAACCCCCAAAAUCGAUUCUUGUUGAUCAAUCUGAAAGAUUUUCGAUUAAACAGCUGAUGAAAACUAUAGAAGAAACUUAAGAAAUACAAUAUAAUGACUGCCAUGCAGAAGUGUCAGCUUUUGGUGGCAAAUGCUAUGGUUUCAUGAAUCACUUGAUGAAGAUAAUAAACUGAUUAAAUGACACUGUUUUGCACUGUAGUUAGGGGUGUAAUGGUAGAUCAGAUUUCAGUCUGGUAUGGUUCUUGGUUUUAAUGUCUAAGUUUGAUAUAUUUUCUGUAAAGUAAGGAAACUCAUUAUUUAAAAAUUUUCCACUACAUCAAAGUUUUCAGGCCACCUCCAAAAAAAUGAGAUUGCUAGAUUAAACCUGUAAAAAUAUUUAUUAAAAAAAACUCAAUUUUCAUGGAGAAAGAUUAUUAGAUAAGUUAUGCUUUAUCUAACCUUCAAAUUUAACAAAAGAUAAAUUUCCAAUCUAUUUCAGAAGAUUCAGAAUUUUAAAACAGUAUAGUCAGUAUUAUUCCUAAAUCCUAGCUGGCUGCCUUUCUGCUAUUUAACUACUGUAUAUGUUAGUUUAAAUAGACUAUUUAUGUAUCAUGCUUUCUCUGUUCUACCGUCCACUUUAAGCACUUUUACAUUACAUCUCACAUUCAUCCAUUCACACACUGAUGGCAGAGGCUACUAUGUGUAGAGGUCAUCUGUUUUAGACUAGUCUCAUUCACACACCACUGGGCUCAGCAAGUGGGGGCAGCUGGGGUCAAGUGUCUUGCCCAAGGACACUUCAGCAUCUGGGUAGCCCUGGGAUAAAACUACCGACCUUCUGAUAGAGAGACAAUCAACUUUACCACUGAGUGACAGCUGCCCUAUUUUUAGCAGGGAGAAGUUUGCCUUAGCCUGAAAUUAAGAUUCUUACACAUAAUAUAACUUAGUUCUCAUGUUCAGUGGCUGCUGGUCAAUAGGGGGCACUAUAGGGGGUUGCCCCACCACCCUCGACAAGGAGAAUGGUGCCGUAUUAUUGAGUAAUAUCUUUUAAAAAAAAAAAAAAAAAAAAAGCAGAUUGAGGUUUAAAUUUUUUCAAAUGUAGUCAAUAUUUUUACCAGGUGGAUAAAAUAAAUAAACUGCAGUUACAAUGUAGAUUCAGGGUUUUUUUGUGUGUUUAUGUGUUUUUUUAACCCGGGCGCCCUUAGGCCUCCCUUGACUCCUAUUAUAAAGUUGCUCUUCUGCAUUCCCUCCUAUAAAUACAUGAUAUAGGAGCUUGUUAGUGGAAUGAUAAUGUAAGAUGAGUAUGAAGUUCCAAACAAUAAAAUAAAAACAUCACAGUAAGUACAUAUGUCAACAAUUGGCUGACAUACACUGUUACAGCUAAAACCAGGUUUUCAGCUUUGAGAUUUUUGACAGCACUACGAAACAAAAGCUAAUUUUAGUUUGGUUUUCUUGUGACAAAAAAAACAGCUUGAUCAUAUUUUUUCAGUUGUGUACAUAUCAGACAGGUUAUGUACAGUUAUGCCGAUUACAAAUCAUAAAAUAAUCUGUUGAAAAUGGUUCCACUAAAAACUAAAAGAUGAUCAACAGCAGCGAAUGCAUGCAGUGGUUGGUAGGGUUGAUAUAAAGGGAUGGAGUCUUAUUUUAGCACAACAUUGUAAAACGAGAACACAUGCAUGGACACACAUACAGCACGGCAAUUGUCAAAACUAAUCUGCAUCCAGAGCUCUUCCUCUGCAGCUACAGCAUCGCCAGUUUGAACUCCGCUCCCUGAUUGGCUGCUGGCUUUCUGCUGUGCAGAUUAACACCUGAGCCAAGCAGAGAAAUGAAGACUUAGAGCAGUGUUAGGAUCAUUUUCUCACCUCUGAGACAUAUACCACAAGUUACUCUACGAUUCAAAGUGCUAAUUUUCUAUUUUACAGCCAACAAGGAGCAACCAAUUCAUAAAACAUGUGAGUGAAUUAUGCCUAAGAGCGAUGAGGAAUGAAAUCGUACACAGAUGGAAAAAAAAAAGUCAAACUCCAAGAGUAAACUCGACUUAGCAGCUAUUAAUAACGCAGAAAAUGAAAACCCAGCAGGCAGGUUAAACUGCAGCAGAGCUCAUGCAACCAGAAACUAAAAGUACUUCUGAAGUGUAUCAUUAAUAACUUAUUAAGUAUGAUGCUGGUCAUAAAGGUUAUAGAGUUUAACCCUGCAGUCAAAAUGUGUGUACGCAUGCAAACUGUAAUAGGACAUGUUGUUGAAGUUAAUUUUUACCCAGGAGUCCGUUAGCAUUUUUUACAUCAUAUCUUCUUCCUUCAUUAAUAUUCGGCUUCAUACUUUUAAACAUUUAAAAAAAGAACGAGGUUAUGGGGCUUAUCCAGGUUUUGAAUAAGAAGAAUCAGAAAAAGAAGUUUCAGAAUAAGCUGUUACAUGCACACAAAGUUAACCUGAUCUAAUAAUCUCUGUAUCCCUGAGUUUGAUGCUAAAGUUACACUUCAUAUGCGGGGGAAGAAUUUUCAGUAAACAAAAUUCUUAUUUCCUUUACUGAUUUUGAAAAAGAGCAUGAAAAUAGUUCAAUUUCUUUUCCCGCUGAAAACCUUUUUAAACUAAGUUAGCUGCUGAAAUAAAGCAAUAAUUCAGUCAACAUAGUCCAUUCUUCCAUUUUUUACAUAAAUAACCAACAUGGUAUGAGUCGGGUGUGAUUUUUGCUGUUGUCUUUGCCCGUUCAGGAUCCUCGGCGAUGAAAGUGAAAGUAAAUCCUUAUGUCCCUCGCUGCCUGCGGUCUAAAUCGGCCCUGGCAUGGAUCCAAAACAAACUGCAGCGCCGACCGCCCUCCGACACAUACAUUAGCAGUAUAGGCCAUGUGUGCGGGGCGUGUCUCUUAAUCGUGAGUAUUAACACAACAGCUGAGGAUGACCGAUACCACGGGUCUCUGUCACUGCGCCUCUGUAAACCCCCCCUCGAUCCCCCUCCCCUCUCUUAAUACGCUGCAUUAAUGACGUCCAAAUAUAGCCCUGUUUGAUGAUUCAGACUCCUGCUACGUGACAGCAGGGACGUGCAAAAUGUGUGAGAAACAAACAUGUUAAUGUGGAGUACUACAGUAUAAAAACAUGGCUUACUCACUGACUGUGGAGGAUGGGGUGAGGACUAUUUUUCAUCUAGUUUGUAUUCUAUUUUUUUUACCAUUUGAAUUCUGUAUUAGAAACAGAAAACUUUGGAAAUACAACUCUUAAUAUUACUUCACACAUUAGAUAGUGCUAAACGAUCAAAGCUCUCAGCUUGGUUAAAGUCUAUAAAAACAACACUGGUUAAGAUAUUGGAACAGUGUCAUAACUUUAAAAAAUACAAAAUCUCACCCACAUUUAGCUUCUCUUUUAAAAUUCCCAUUAAACAUUUUCAAAAAUAUUCAUGACUGUAGUUUUACAGAGACAAAAAAAUUUCAUUAUAAUAUUUUGCAAUAUUCAUGGUAAACAUCAGACAAACAACCCUAUCAGUCAAAUAAAAAAAUCUGAGAUAAGGGAUAAGAGACAUUACUUUAUAAACUUUACUUAAAAGCACGUUGGGCUAUUUCUAAGAAUUACCAUAGUUGUUUUUUAUUUGUGACGCCAGCCACAAAACCUCCGGUUAAACAGAAACGUACCAUGUUCUUCCAUGUGUUGUUCUGCGUUACAUGUUUACGAUGAAGUGUUAGGGCCACAUUAACAAAAAAAAUUUAAGACUUUGAGAUUAAAGUUAUUACGAACAAGAAUAAAGUCGUAACAAAAUCAUUAUUUACAAGAAUAAAGUUGCAAAGUAAAUUAAGUCCUAAAGCUGCUUUUGUGGAGGGGGAAAUGGCUGAACUGGUCAACUGCAGAGUUUAUCAGUUGGUGCAUCAGUGGGUUAUUCAGAGGGCUUUUAUGGUUUCUCAAGAAACAAUCCAACUGAUGAUCAACAUUUGUGAUUCAGAGAGAGUGGAGCUCCAACGAGCACCACGUCUGUCUCUGAUGCGACACAACACUGGCAGCAACCUACGCCUGCAGAGGCACCAACACCUUAUGGUAUAUAGAUUCAUACGAUAAACUAAAGUCAUAUGCUAUUGUUAUAAACGGCUGCAUUGAGGGAUUUAGCCUCUGUGCAGCCAUUUCCAGCCAUUUCCCCCUCCUCAAAAACAGCGAUUCCCUACAAGUCCGCCUGGUUCUUUCUGUGGAAAAGAUGCAUUUCUUGCAUAUGUCCUGAUACUUAUGACAAUGUGAUGCUAAAACACCAAAGGAUUUAGUAUCUCCUUAUUUGUGAAACCAGCUACUGAAGUUCAAUUCAUCUCAAUGCUCCACAGCACUCAUUUAAACAACUAACAACAGGUUAGAAUAGCUAUUACCAAGAACUUAUUCUCGUAAGAAAUUGUUUCAUUACGAGUUUAUUCUUGUAAGUAAAGAUUUUAUUACGACUUUAUUAUCGUAAGUAACUACGGUCUUAAUUUUUUUUCCUUAAUGUGGCCCUAAUACUCUGUCACGUGUCUCAGUAGUUUUACAGAGGCAAAAAAAAAAAUUCAUGAUAAUAUUUUUGUUAAGAGAUGCUACUUCAUAAACAUUACUUAAAAGCACGUUGGGCUAUUUCUAAUAAUAGCUAUAGUUGUGUUUUAUUCACGACACCAGCCACAGAACCUCAGAUUAAACGGAAAUGUUCCAUGUUCUUCUAUGUGUAAUUCUACGUUAUACAUUGUUCACAAACACUUGGCUUUUUUACAAAAGCCAGAAAAUCUCUUAAACUGGUAAAGGAUGCUUUUUUGAGGUUAAAGUGGGCUACGUUCUCUUCGGUCAUUUCCCCUUAUGUAACCUCUGUUGUAGUCGCUUCUGGAUUCGUUGCAAUAUACGAACAUGCGUGGACCCGAUGCACUGGAAGAGUUUGUUUGGUGUAUCUGCUUCAUGUGAUGAUUAUUCUUUUCCUUUUUUGGAGUGUUUUCAAACGCUUUCUAUCCUUUCUAACUCUACAGUUAGAGGAAAAGUUAAGCUCUCUAAUCAACGCUCGAGCUAUAGUUCUGAUUUUAAGAUUUUAUCAGGUCACUUCCCAUUCAGCUCCAAUAAAGUUAAGUCUCUGUCUUUUUUUAGUUGCUCAUAAUAGUUUCAAACAGGAUUAAAAACUUUCCCCUGACCACAAUCUCUUGUAAGAAGGUUAAUGUGAUCAGUUUAUUCACCUAUAAAUACAUACAAUUCCAAACCACCACCACCACUACUUUUAAUGCUAUAAAAACAUCGUAGCUUGAUCUCGUCAAUCACAGAGCAGCUCACUAAAGUCUGCACAACUACAUCCCUCCAAAAAUAACUGACCCACAAGAGAAAAUGCUUCUUGGUGUUGGUUUUACUGGGGUUAAGUAACACUUUAUCCCAACUCUUUCCUAUGAUUGGUCACAAGCACUUUAAGUCUUAUUUUGGCAGCGUCAUGUUUGUGUUUUUGUUAUCAAGGCUACACAUCGUCCCCUCACUGGAGAGGCUCCAGGAUGACAUGUAGGGAUUGAGUAUUAAAUUGAAGCGGCACAAGCACAGAACAUCCCUGCUAAUCCCGUUGUAAAUAGCAUGGUGGGACAAAUUGGAAGCAGUCAAAUAUUUGCAAAAUAUUUAGAGUGUGCUACAUGUUUUUUGGGGCUCAGCUUCCAGGAGAAAAAAGCCAUCUGAGAGAUAAACCCCAGAAAACCCAGACCGAGUCUGGCUCUCUGUGGAGCAGUGUCAGUAAGCUUUACCCUCCAGGCUCCAUGAUGAAGGCUGGGACCAGAGCCAAGCUGGCCUCUGGGUCACAGUUCCAGGACACAAAGUUUUGUCCUCUGAGAGUGUCGGCAACUGGACCUUAUUCUCUUUGGCGUGUCUGCAUGGUCCUGAAACCCUCCCACCAGAAAAAAAAAAAUCAGUCGAAACUUUGGUCUUGUUUUUUUUUUUUUUACUGGCAUAACUUUGUUGGAGAAGCGCCCGGCUGUUCCAGGGAAGCCAGUUUCUGAAAGUGCCAAGCUUUCACUAAAAGGCCUUUGUGGUUAGCUUUAAACCUUUGUGGUCUUUCUGAGUGUGUCUCUGUUCAGAGGUGAGGCAGUAAUGGUCGCAAACAACCAUAUUAUGCAUGCUACAACAGUAGAUGAAGAUGAUGCAGAAGCAGUUUGUGUGAGCAUACUGUGUGAAUGUGUGUUCAGUGAAAUGCAGAUGUAAACAGCUUUACUUUAACUUUAUCUGAAACCACUUUGUAGCCCACAUCCUCUCCAGCUCCUACUAGUAGUAGUAGUAGUAGUAGCAGUAGUAGUAGUAGUAAUUUCCAAGUAGUUUUUUUUGGCAAUUUUUGUCUUUAUAGAUAGGAAAGUGUGAAAUGUGGAGAGAGAGAGAGGGAGGGGAGGACAUGCAGUACACUGUCGGGGCUGGUCUCAAACCCCUGACCACUGUGGGGACCGUAGUCCUCAUGUAUGGGGCGCGCUAAUUAGGGCCCGACUGAGUUAUCGGCGAGCCUAUUAAAUCGUCCAAUUUUAGCCUGUUUGAGACUAAUCAGUAAUCGGCCAAAACUCUCCAAUUUUCACUGAUAUUUUCAGAGAUAAAAUGUUAAGAAUAAGAUUCGGUUAAAAACGCUUUUCUGGUCCGAGUCUGAUCAGUUGGUUUUCCUGUUGGCGUGAAGAGCAGUAGCCUACAGUAUAUCUGCAGUUUAUAGUAUUCUGUAGAUAUCUACAAUAUAUAUAUAUAUAUAUAUAUAUAUAUAUAUAUAUAUAUAUAUUAUAACUUAAUAAAAAAAUUUAAAAAACGGCCAAUUAAUCGGUAAUUGGAUUUUUUUCCCCCCUUAUAAUUCACGGGCCCUAGAGCUAAUUCACUCAGCCAUCUGCACACCCCUCCAGCUCCUUAUUUUUAUGCACUUUUAUUUUAUCAGCGUCAUAUAAUAGUUGACUCUGUGACGUACCUGGCGUCGUCAAUGCUGCAGAUGAGAGGUGUGCUCUCCACGUAAGUAUGUGACAGAUCAGAGCCAUACUGCAAAAAACAACGACUGUAUGUAAAUAACUUUUGGCAGAGGUAGUCCUUUCUUUUCACUCUGUUUAUGUGUCGUUGGAAAGUUUCUAAAUCUAGUGCUAUAAUGGACUCAGAUAUCAAAUGAAACCAGCUUUCUGGAGAUCGCUCAUUUCCAGGUAUUUGAUCUAAUCACAUUUUGAUUUGACUCAGUACAUUGUUUAGGAUGUUAAAUUAAUAGAUUGACAGGAUUGGAUGUAGUCUUCCAGAUUAAAGCUUCAGCCAUGUUAUAUUAGGAUGCAGAAGCAGUCUGCCAUUCAGGAAUAGUAAACAUCAGGAUGCUGUAAUUGACCAAUUAGCGUGGAUGAUUUAACAAAGCCUUAUAGUACGAUUAACAAAGAAACAUAGAGUAGGUAAGCAGACAAACAAAACAUGCGGUCAAAUUAAAACGUGACUGAAUUAGAGUGUGUUUUAUUUCACAGGAAGAAAGAGGAAAAUGUUGAUCCUAAUAUGCAAACAGAGUCCACUUUGGUGUUUUGAUGCACAUUAUUUAACGUCCAGUAACUUCUGCGCACUUUAAUGCUAACACAAGCAUGUUUGGGAAAGCCAAGCUGUUCUUUUCAAUUCAGUGAAAACGCCUCUGGGUGACUGCUGGAGCGCUGUUAUGCCACAUGUAUGUGCUGGCAGCGGGGAAUGUAAAUUUUUCAUCAUGUACACUUGUGUCCACUGGAGCUUGAUAACAAGAUCUGCUCUUUGUCCUCCUCUGGCCAUCCAAGAGGCUUUGUGUUGGCCCACUUUUCUGGAUGGAUUAUGAGAGUGACGCUGCAGUACCUGUGCUUUCUCAUCUGUAAACUAGCGGAGAACAAACACAGCCGAGCUAUGAAACAGACAAACACAGCCGCUGUCAAAACACAGUGUUCAUGGUCAGUUUGAAAUGUUUUUACAGAGGAAACACAGAUGUCAGGGGAGCAGUGUUCAUAUCAUUGAAGGGACUUUUUGUGUAAUGUUAUUAUUUCAGCUUCUGUUUUCUCUGCAGCAUAAACUGACCUUUGUGUCUGAGAGAUAGACUGCAGUUUUUUGAUCACAUGAAUAAAAUAUCUAAGAUUUGAUUGUGGUUAUCGCCACAAACCCGCAAACAAAAAAUAGACAUCCCAUUAUCAAUCAGUUACUAUUUUCUUAGCUAUAUUAACCCUGCGAUUGAUCCCAGUUAUCUUCAAACCUGCUAAAGGAAUUCUGGGUCCAAAUCUCACAGAGUUUUUUUGCAAUGAUGAGGAGAUAACAUAAACUUUAGAUUUAUUUUUGGUGGCCGUUUUUAGGGUUUAUUGUCUGAUACUGUAGAGGAGAGUAGGCAGAGAAAGAAACAGGUGAAAGAGGGGGAACAACAUGUAGUUAACACGCCACAAUGUGGAAUCAAACACAGGCUACCUGUGUAUGUGCGGCGCACCCUGACAGUUAAGCUAUCAGCACCCCUCAAUUGCUUGCUUCACGCAAGCCUGAUGAAGCCUGUGAGGUGAAACGCAUUGUUCUUUUAACCAAUAAAUAAGUUCACAUUCUGACCACGUUGUGUGCGGUGGAGCACUUUUCUUAUAUGUAAAAUAAACUUGAUCUUAAUAUUAGACUGCAGGUAUUUUAAAAACUGUCAGACAUCUGCAGUUAUUCAGUUAUUCAGACAACUCCAUUACUCCUCGAAGAGCAGUUCACUUCACAGUAACCCGCCUUGUUGUUAAAUGAUCAAGGAACAGACAACGAUCAGGAACAGACAAAUACCAGACAUUCACAGCAGCAUAUGGCCCAAACAUUCUGCUGUCAGCACCACAAAUCAGCAAUAAAUAAAUAGAUAAUAAAUACAUGUUCACAGUGGUAUGAAUAAAAUGUAAUAAGAAAUGAUGCGAUUAAAAAGAGUAAAAUCAGGACUUUCAUUGAUUUCAUGGUAGCAGAAUCGAUGAGUGAAAAGUGAUAACUGAUAAUUUAAAUCUCCAAACAUGUAGACAGGACUCGUAAGCAACUAAUAAAAGAAACGUGUUUUCUACACAAACAAAAGGUCGACGGCAUUUACUCCAGGUUCACACGGUCAAUAUGGUGAUCAUGAAGACUAAACAAAGGAAGAGCUGCAGAACAAAGACCAACAAAGACCCUCAGACUGCAGUUAUUAAAUUUUCAUAUGUGAAGCAGCACUGAGUUAACCACAUGUUUUAUUUCCAUGUUUACCAAGCUGUCUGGAAUAAUGCAGCAGGAUUUUUCCUGUCCUGGGUAUCUCCUGCAUUUCUUUGUGGGACAACAACACCACACUUGAGUGUAUCCAGCAUAUGGGAUGCGAUACCCACGCCACUCGCUUACCAAUAUGUUGGAUUAUGUCACACAUUGUUCUCAGCGGCCCUCGAAAAGUCAAUCCAAGAGGUCUGCAUGGGAAUAGGGUCAGGGGUGUCCAACCAAAGCCGAGUCCCGUGUGAAGGUCCGAGCCUCCUAGCUUAAAGCCCAUAUGCUCUUUGGGGUCCGCCUGAAACUCCUGACAGCGACCCACCCCUCUGAUAGACUUCUUGUUAAGUCCUUUCUACAGACAACAAAAGAUCUGACCCAGAAUCCAGUCACCCAAUCAUGUUAUACAUCACCUCUGGGGUCAGAGGUCAUCACGGGUCAUAGCAUGAUGCUCCUGCAGGGUCAGAGAUUAAUGUGCUUGACCAAUGCUCUCUUUCUCAUGACAUCACCGCAGCCCAUUGCCUAAAGAUAAAGAUAUUAUCAAUAAUUUUGACAAUAUUGGACUCAAUUUACUCAAGUGUGAUCAAUCGGUUUAUAAUCUGAGGUCAGGUGUUGCUACUGGAGGUUAAAGGGAUAUUACGGCAUAAAAUUAAAUUAGGGUCAAACACACAUAACACCAAGUUAGACACCCCAUCGAGAGAUAAAUGUUGCCGACCGCUUGCUUCUGUAGUUAUACCAACUUCAGUAAUGACCACAGAUAGCAAUACAGAGAGCCACACACUCCACCAUAAAGCUACUCUAUAGCCACAAAUAAUGCUCAGAACAGCACCUAACUUCAUCCAAAGUACAUAUAGGGUCCCAGCCAUAGUACUAGCCACCAAACAUCCUUUUAGCUUUGCCUAAUUUCUUUAGCAAAGAGAAUAAACACACUUACCCACUUUCCUCCAGUAGCCGCUUGUUUGUAGCGGAGAUCUCACGCGAGUCCAUUGACUGCUGUGGGGGGGACGCAGCUCAAGGAAGAACAUUUAUGAUCAUUUCUUUAUCAUUUCCUUUAAGUAAUAAUCAUCAUAUUGAUCAUUUUGCACUGCAGACGCGGUAGUUCUUCUGCCUUAGCAUCUCUGUCUGAUUACAUUUCCAUGAAAAAAUGAUCAUAAAUGUUCUUCCUGUAGCUGUGUCCCCCCCUGCAGCCAAUGGACUCGCCCGGGGAUCUCACUAUAUGUACUGUUGAUGAAGUUAGGUGCUGUUCUGAGCAUUAUUCGUGGCUAUAGAGUGGCAUUUUGGUUGAGUGUGUGACUCUCUGUAUUGCUAUCCUGCGGUCGUUACUAAAGUUGGUAUGACUAGAGAAGCAAGCGGUCAGUAACACUCGUCUCUCGGGGGGGUGUCUAACUCGGUGUUAAGGUGUGUUUGACCCUAAAUUCAUUUUACGCUGGAAUAUCCCUUCAAAAGCUUUAAAAAAAAACAGUCAAAUUUCAAGACCAAAAGACAAAAGUCUUUUUCUUCACAGAUGAUCAAGUAAUCUAUUCAUUAGAAACCUUAAGGAGUCGUUUGAGAAGAUGGAUGGAUAUGAAAAACUCUAAUUUUAAACAACAACCUAGGUUUCUCUCUAAAAUGAACAUUAAUUGAAGUCCAGCUCUGUGAAACAGUAUUUCAUUGUAGUUUAAUGGAGCAGGCUUAGAUUAGAAGAGAGCCAGCUGAAGGGUCUGACUUUACCGUCACUGGACUUGAUUGUUCCUUAAAAUCUGGCUUCUUAACACACCCCUCAGCUGUUCAAUUAGAAGUUUUGGCAUUUUCAUUGUGCAAGACGCUAACGCUGACUGUCCUAUUUUCAAAUUCACUGACUCUUAUCUUGUAUCUGUCAGGUUUUUACAUAAAAUCAAGAUCUCAUGGUCAAGUUUCCCUCCAGUAGCGGUCAGUAUUUGCCCCCUCAGCCUGAUAACUCCUCCGUAUUUCUUGACCAUCAGAGCCGAACAGAUGAGGGGGGAAAAGAGUCAUGACAUCAUGCUGGGAAAAAGGGAGAAUCCCAUCAGGAUGGGAACAGCUGGAGCCACCAGCCAAUGAGAGAGUAGGAGGCAGGGACAGGGAGGGCGGGGGGAGGAGCUGGGGGGAAGGGAGGGGGGGACUGGAUAAGAGAGUAAGGGGAGAGAGUGUGUGUGCUGAUGGUGGAGGGGGUUGAGCCGAGCAGAGCAGAGCAGGCGGUGAAGUGCAAAUAUAGUGACGCCUGAAGGAGCUGUCGUAAACGUGAGAGUUUGAUGUUUGAACUUGAUAUAUGACUUGGGCUUCUUGUCCUUGAAAACCACCGUCAUUUCACAGACAGGAGAAGAGAGGAGUGAGCAAGGGAGCAUUAUUAAUUUUAAGAGUUUGCUCAACUGCCACAAACUGGGACCACACUUUGAAGUUUACAUUCACCAUGAAAACUAAAAAAAAUUACAGCAAAUCUUUUUUUUUUUCAUAAAAUAUAGAAUAUGCAUGAGCAGCGUAACGCCUUUAUACUCUUAUUAUUCCACAGAGUAAUGAUACCAAUGUUUAACCUACUGUGAGGUAGAUAUUAAGAAAGGAAAAGAUGUAUACCCCUCUGAGGUUUGGAAUAAAUGUUUCCUCCUGUUGCAAAACACUUGAUUUCAGAACUUUUUAAGCAACACAAAUGUGACUCAUGCAAUAGGUUAUUGUGGAAAUGCAUCAUGCAGUAAAUUAGUGCAAAUUAAGUCUCAAUAAGUUGAGUCAUCUUCAUAUUUUGAGUAGCAAAAUAAACUUUUAUUUUUAAAGGUCCUAUUUUCACUUCAGACAUCUUAACAUAACUUUUCUGGCCAAAAACAACAAACCUAAAGAUGCUAAAGUUCAGAGCUUCAAGACCCUGGUCUGGGUUGCAUUGAUGACUUAAGAAUUCAACAGUAAAUGCAUUAGCAAAAUGGUUCCACAUUAAAUAUUGUUUUGCAGAUUUUUAUUAAAUGUAAGGUGUGGCAUUGACUCAGCUUGUCCUGUGGAUAGUGGUAGGCCUGCAGAUCUCCUCAGAAGACCAAAAACAACAACAGUAGAUUUCUCUUCCUGAUGUACGGUGCAUCACUGAUGUGCUGAAUUCAUAGAAACCAUGAUGUAAGUGAGUUAGACAAAAUAAAAGGCCUGGAUUUGGUGAAUUAGACUUUCAGAUUGCAUGUGAUUAAUCUUUAAUAAGCAGGGGUCUGGCAUGCAUGCAGCAUCUUUGGCUUUUUUAACAUGAGGCAAUCUGACAGUCACAGCAGUGCUUUGCAAACAUUAUCACAGGACUAAAACUUGUCUGCCUCUCCCCCAUCUCCCCCACCUCUCCUUCCUUCCCUCCCUGUCUGUCCCUCUCCACAGUCGCCCUGAACAGUCGGAACGGAGCGACUCCAGCGGGCGUGAAUGAUGACGAGAGCAAAACAGCAGGAGCUGCAGAGAGCAAGAUUCCUGAAGGAGAACUUUUACUGCAGGUCAGUGUCCAGCCUUUUCUUCUUUUAUUUAUGUUUCUGUUACUUGUAAGAUCAUUGCAAAAAGUAGAGUUAACCCUCCUUAAGUCAUAGCAGUAGUGACUACAAUAUGCUACAAUGCUCCACUAUCUAGAUGUAAACAAUCGCAUAUUACAGAUAGCAGCUCAUGAUUCAGAUUCAGACAACUUCAUUAAUCUGGGAAGGACAAUUCACGUCAAAGUUACCCGCCUUGUUAUGACAAUCAAGGAACAGACAAAAACCAGACAUUCACAGCAGCAUAUGACCCAAACAUUCCCCUGUCAGCACCACAAAUCAGCAAUAGAUAAAUAGAUAAUAAAUACAUGAAGCAAUACAUUCAACAGUGGCAUGACUAAAAUGCAAUAAGAAAUAAUUGACAAUCCUGAGACCCCAAUUUCACCACCCCAAAAUCCAACACAGGUCACCAAUCCGCUACUACUUAACAUUUAGCAGCCUGAUCGCUGAGGAGUUAAAUGAGUUGGAGUACCUAUUUGUUUUUCUAGGGGGAGCAUAGUAGCGCCUCCUAGAGGGCAUAAGAGAAAAGUCUGAGAAAAGGAUGUGUCCAGGCUGGUCCAUAGUAGUGCAAAGUUUGUUGAUGCUUCCAUCUAGAAAAUGGAGAUGAACUUGAUUUAAGUAAGGCAUAGCAAACACAGACUUAAAAGUUAAAGACUGGUGGUGCUAGCUCUGCUAGGGUUAGGCACUCUUGGCAAACCAAUUUAACAUUGCUCACUCACAGACUGCAUGGCACUUAGGUUUGGCUGUUUUCUGAAUGUUUUCUUGACUUUAGGGUGGUCUGGUUAUUCUUAUUUAAAGCUCCAGUAAGAGACUCUUGUUCUGUGUUGAUUUUGGUGAGGCAGUGCUGAUUACAUUUCUGCUGAUUGUGUUUUCUGUUAAAAGUUCUCAUACAUUACCAUCAUGCUGAAGUGUAUCACUCAUGGUAGAUAUUUGCUGUUGGAAAAACAUUGUUUCUUUUGCUUGAUGUAGAUCAUCUGGUUUAAUAUUUAAUCCCUCACGGUAGUCACAGGCACCAGAAAUAACAGUGUGUUGGAAUAGUAAUGCUUGCCAUCAGCCUUUUGUUUCUGCAUUUCUGACGUUAAAAGUCAAAGUCCAGAUGGGUUUACAUUGUCUUUGGUUCAGAGCAUGCUGCAUUUUCUCCGAAGCUAAAGGGUACCUUGUGAGUUGUAGAGAUUGUGACAAAGUGUUGAUGUUUGAUGACUUGGAAUGAAAGCAGGACAUAAGGAAAGAGGAGAUGAGGACAUGAGGAGGCCAUAAAUAGAGUGCUGAGAAAAGCCCUUGGGUGGCUCACAGCCAAGGAUGCAGUGACGGCGCCCUUCCAAAUCAGAAACGGGGGGGAUGUUAUGGUAAAACAUUUGCCCUUUGGGGGUGUAAGCCUUAUAUUUGAAGCAGUGAAGUCUUUGUCAUAGAAAACUCCACGUAUAAAAUCAUAAGACAUAUACCAAAAAAGGUUAAUAUAUGUAAUCCCUGCUUUACAUAAUCCAAUCUUUUUUAAACUUGUCUUUUCAGUGCGUAGGUUGGGCAUCAGAUGUUACCUCGUGGAGCAACAAAAACAUUUGACAACUUUAUUACGUAUUUUGCACAAGUGGUUGAAAUUUUCUAAUUUCCAAAACCGUCCAGUGAACUCAGAUUGGUUAUUCGGCAACUGCAAUGAUUUGAUUUGUGUGUCUGGACUGUUGUCAUGUUUUAUUUUUUAUUUUUUUCUUUCUCACUGACGAGCACCCAAAAUCUAUUUAGGCCAAUGACAGAGGCUCAGAGGCUCAGGGCAGCUUACCACUCAAUACGUCUGGCACAGUCUGCUGUGGCCUCGUGAAACAUUAGUCUAGUGUUGAUUCCAGCGCAGCCCGCAGCUGAUCUGAAUGUGAUCUAAACAGUUCUAUGUUUGGUGUAAGCGAUCCCAAAAUAAACCCUGACUUAAUGACGAUCCUUUGGAACAGACACGUGAUUAUUAGGGGUAAUUCAAAUGGUAGAGAUGAGCUCAUUCAUCUGGAAAUGAUAUGUUGAUCAAAUACAGUAAUGAGGAUGUCAAAAGUUUACUUUUUUUUAAGAUGAACUACAUCUGUAAAAUGCUUUUUUUUUUUUUUUGUUGUGAUCAAUGUCAGUAUUUCAAUUGUAAAUUACAACAGGCUGCAUGAACAACUGUAUGUCUAAAUUUCCAUUAUUUUGCAUCUCAAAACAGCUUUUAAUCAAAGGUCAUUUUUGAUACCAGAUUUAGGUAUCAAACGUACAAACUUUAUGAUCUUGACUUUCCAAAAUCUAAAUUAAUGCUAAACUUUCAGACAUUGUGUCCUUUAACCAUGGCUCAAGUUUUGGGUUCAUGUGUCUUUGAUUUACCUGUAAGUAGAUUUGUUUCGCAACGAGAUGAUGAAAUCCAGUAAAAUAACCAUUUUUGAAAUAGCUAUGACAUGAAACUGCAAAAACAAUCACAGUGGAAACUAUCCAAACAUACUAAAACAUGGUGAAAAAGUACUUUAAUUCUCUAAUAUUCUUAUUUCAGACAGAAUAAUAUUGAUAAUGGAGUAAUAACCCUUGAUAAAAUGAUACAAGGUGUAUAAAUCACCAAUGCAACUUUGAAAUAAACAGUCAAAUUAGAGAGGCCACCAGAGUGAACAUACAUAAAGGGGCUUUCACCCAAGGUACAAGCAAGGAGCAUAAAUAAAUAAUACUCCUGCAGUGUGCUUGCAAAUCUUGUUAAGUCUUGUUUAGCUUGGCUCAUCUUGUUUAGACUUAGGGGUAGGUGACAGCUGCAAAGUGCUUAUUCCUUUAAGCUUUUUCAUUAUAAUGGGUAACGCUGUAAGAAAGUCUUUCAUGAGCAUCAGUAUGGUGUGUAGUUUUUCGAUUAUUCUAGGAUUAUUUUGCUUCUCACUGAAAUCCAGUGAUCCCCAUUAUUUUCACUUUGACUUCAGUCUUGGUAGCUGCACUUGUAUGCUUUGCUCAUAGGUUGUAACCUGAAGUUAAAACUUAAACUCUGUGAUAAUUCAUUCCAUUUGACCCCAAAAGUAGGAUACAGAUCUCAAACAGGACAGAUAUUUUCUCUGGUCGUCAAACUCCUUUUCAUAGAGUUUACCCAACGACUAAACUGCGCGCUUUCAUCUGUACAUACUGCUGGAAUUUCAGGUCAGGGUUCAGCGUUUUAAGAAGAGGCGUUCAACCGACCUGUUUUCCAAUCGAGUGAAAGCAUGGAAAAGAAAAUCUCUCCUGGUUCAUGGCGGUUUUGUGCCCUCUGCACUGUCUGUGUGAUUGGCUGCCAGAUCUUUUUGGGAUCUGCUGGAGUCAUUGAUUUUCCAGUCCAGUUCCUCCCAAUGUGCAUCACACUGGCAUUCCAGGAGAGGAGAGGAAACAGCCUUCCCUGCCAUACCCGAGCCUACCAGGGAGGUUUCAUUAUUAUGAUAAGCCUACAUUUCCCCUGCCUGUUAGUAAUGAGAAAUGAAAGCUCAUUUGGAGGAAGGAGAGAGAGGGGGCCUCCUCCACCUCCUCCUCCUCCUCCUCCUCGUCUUCUUCUUCUUCUUCUUCUUCCUCCCCCUUCUUAGUCGUCAGAAUGAGAGGAGGACAUGGAUGGCAAAUGCUUCAUUUAUUCGAGAACCAAAGUCAGAGAUGGUUUCUGUCUUAUCAGAUAGUGGUGAAUUUUUGAGGAACUGUAAUCAAAUCAAUUAUUUGCACUCGUAAAAAGGAGGAAACAUUCAUUAUGUAAUAACUGUGCUUUGGCUUUUAGUCAUCACUGACAUUACACUCUUUCAAAAUCGCUCUUUUCUGACAGCAUCUAAAAGCAUCACACUCACACCACGUAGCUUGUAGGAGACCUCUUUUUCUCCAUAUUCCAACUAAUUAAUAGAGGAAUUGCCAAAGAUGCACAAUAAUGCCAAUACACCAAAAUAAUGUACAAGAACUUAUUCUAAAUCCACCAACAGUUGAGUGCAGGCAAGAAUCUACUGCUGUUUGUUACCUGAAAAAGACAGGGGACAUUCAACAUCCCACAAGAAAUUAAUAAUUGAAAUCAGUCAACUUAGUGCCAGUUAUUUAACAACACCUCACUGGAUUUGUGUUAAAAAUCUUACCUCCACUUUUUUAUUUUGGUGGUGCUAAAAAACAGAGUUGAGUUUGUGUUUAUGCAAGAGUGCUCUCUGUUCAGAAAAAUGAAUCAUGCAUUGAUUAGUGAAAGGUGUUGGUGUCAAUAAAAUUAUUGCUCUGCAACUGGCACACAUGAGAUUGGUGUAUAGAUGUAUAUAUUGAUGAAUAAUCUCUUAAUCAAUAGUUGUAUGUGACAAUGCAUGAAUGAUUGAUUAGUAAAUUAAUCUUUCAGUAGAUAUUAAGAUGGGUAGAUGGAGGGAUGAAGUGGUUAAUGAAGGGUUGGAUGGAUUGAUGGUCUGAUGAAUGGAUUAAUGGACUGACAGUUGGAUGGGUGGUUGGAUGGAUGAUGGAGAGAUGAAAUGAUGGAUCCCAAACUGGAUAAAGAAAUGGAUGGAAGGAUGGAUGGAUGGAUGGAUAACUUUAAUUUGAAAGUUAGAUGAAUAGUUGGAUAGAGGAAAUUUGGAUGAAUGGAUGGAUGGAUGACAUUUGAAUGAAUAGAUGGAUGACAUUUGGAUGGAUGGAUGAUGGAUAAAUGCAGGAUGACAUCAAGAUUGAUGUUUGAUGGAAGAAUGGAUAGAUGGAUGGAUGGAUGACAUUUGGGUCAGUGUGUGUAUGGAUGGAUGGAUGACAUUUCUAUCAUUUGAUGGAUGGAUGGAUGACAUUUGGAUGGAUGGAUGAAUGACAUUUGGAUGGAUGGAUGGAUGGAUGAAUGACAUUUGGAUGGAUGUAUUUAAAGCAUUUGUAUCAGUGGUUGGAUGAAUGGAUUGUUGGAUUGAUGGAUGGAUGGAUGGAUGGAUGGAUGGAUGGAUGGAUGGAUGACAUUUGCAUCAAUUGAUGGAUGGAUGGAGACAGUUGGCUCUGUACAUGCACUGUGUCUUAAUUAGACUUCAUAGUUGUUGUUUUUUUGGGUAACUAACCACAAUUUUAAUGACCUGGGAGGGUGGAAGUAGAGGCUGAGUACUAGCGUCUGUCUCACGGAAAAAGUGCCCUUUUUCCACUUCUUGCAUUUCAGACUUUGGCAACAUUGCAAUAUCAAACAUUCAGCAUGUGAUAUUAAACUUAUGGAAACUAUUUUUGGGAGAGGAACCUUCAUACCAUAAAGCAGAAUGUAGAGUCCACUUAAGGCUCAUUAGACAAUCAACUCUGCUUUGACAUUUGCCUGUUUAUUUUUAGUCAUGGGGAGUGUGGCAGAUAAUUGUGAUGUUCUCUGGUGUAUCAUCAAAAAGAAACAAACAUGACGUCUCCAGCUUUAGUCACCCUGCUCUCUGUGGGCUAAAUUUGGAACAAGAUGACUGUACGAGUGCGGAUGUUUGUGGUUGUAUGAGGACAGCCCUGUGAGUGCUUGUGUUUGUGUUUAUAUUUGUUUACCAAAUGUUGCCAUACCAGGGGAGAGCACGUGGGUCUUUAGUGAGGUGGAAAUGACAGACCAGCUGUUCCUCUUUGCAGAGAAAUACACAGUCCGCUUAAUUUCACCAAAAAAUCUCCCUUUAAAUAUCUAUUCUAGUCUCCUUUUUUCCUACCAUUUCCUAGAUCUUAAUUUUCGUCUUUCCCAUUUUACACAUGUGCAAGAAGCGUUUUCAGUAGAAAUGUCCACUUCCACAGAGAGUAUCUGGUAAUGUCAACUUAAUUCUACAUUUUCGUUCUUGAAAGCUCAAACAAAAAGGGAAAUGUUGCGUUUGUUACCAAAAGUUAAGGAUCUAUAUCCCCCCUAACUCUUUGUUUCUGUGUUUACUAUAACCCACAGGCUCUCAAUGGCUUCGUCCUGGUCGUUACUGCUGGUGGAACCAUCUUCUACUCCUCCCACACCAUCCAGGACUACUUGGGCUUCCACCAGGUAUUUUCACAACAGUAUAACUGACAGUUAUCUUGUUGAAUACAGGAGUUGAAGGGUCUCUUGAAAAAUGACCAUGCUGAGAGUCAGAGAAACAGAGCCAAAUCUAAGAUAAAUAUAAUGGAGAAGUUAAAAAAACCAGUGUUGAAAUGUUGCAUCAAAAGUUUCGAUAUGAUAUCGAGAAUUGCAGUAUCCCUGUAGACCCAGAAAUCCAAAUCUACAAAGGCCUGUAAAAUGAGUAAUAUCCAAACAGCUCCAGGCUCCGUUUUAGACAUUGAUAGAUGGCUCUGGUAGGCUGGGUUGCGUGCAGCAUCUGCUGAGAGCAGCACAGGGGUCUUGUUUGAUCCAUUGCUCUACUCGCUGCAUGGUGCAGAGUCAAAGAGUAAAACAACGGCAAAAAAAACACCUGACCUAUUUAUAACUUGGCCUUUUGUAUAAAGCAGCAGUCACAGCAGUGGGCUGCAGUGAACAACACAACUCUGCCCCACAGCUUAACACAGCAGUGCACACUGAGACUCUUUGGACAGCUGGGUGCAUCUGUGCGCUGGUGUUUUGGAAAAGUACACACUACAGGGGGAGAUUUGUCAUACAAUCGACUGGUGCUUGCUAAAACCAUUACCAGCAAGAGUAAAGCGUCCGUGACCGCAAAAACAUCCGAGUCAUGCUCUCAGCAAGCUUCCUCUCAGACUCUUCAUACUGUGCAUCACUCCAAACGCCUUGAAAGCCACUGAGUUGGGGCGCCGCUGGCAGAGCAGUUUAAGUGCAGGCUCCAUAUAUCGAGGGCAUGCCUCAAGCAGGCGGGGUUCAAUUCCAGCCUGCAGCUCCUUUCCUGCACGUCACUCCUCUUUCUCUCUAUCUCUGCUUAUUUCCUGCUCUUUCCACUUCCCUGUGUUCUCUUAAAAAGCCCCAAAUUAAAACUGAUUAAAAAACAACUGAAACUUCUUUUGGUUUAUAGUGCUCUAUGCAGCACGGGUGACUUCAGGACUUCAGCCAACAUCUGACUUGUUAGAAACAGUGAAACCACCGCUCACUGAAGGUGUAGACACAGAUCCUGAAAAGCUUAUACGGAUGCCAGUACUUGGUGUUCAUUAAAGAAAUCCCAGCUGAGCCAGGCCUGACCCGGUGAAACUGGGCGUCUUUAACUUGAGCACUGGUUACCUUAAAUAGAAACAGAUCCUGGAGACAGUGGUGAAUUAAGCCACAGGAUCCAACAAAAAAAGACGUCGCAGGACAACCAACCAUGUUAGCUUGAAACCUCUAGGAACUGCAUGAUACGCACUCUGUCUAUUUAUUUUCUGAAUCAUGUUGCUUUUAAAUAUCUUUACCUUUGAAUUGUUCAUCUUGGCAUCACUCAUACUCCUCCCUUCUUUAUUUCUGUCUCAGACGGAUGUCAUGCACCAGAGCGUGUAUGAACUUGUCCACACUGAGGACCAGCAGGAGCUCAGGAGGAACCUGCACUGGGCUUUGAAUCCUCCAGCUGCUGCUCCUGCCAUCACUCAGGACUCUCCACAGGGUAACCAUACUGUAACAGAUGUAAAAUCCUAAUGGUACAAGACUAAGGUCGUAUUAUUAGAGUGAUAUUUAAUAAAAGGAUGCAAGAAUAAAGGUUAUGUCAUAAGAACACGUCAUAAAAUAACAAGUAUAAAGUUGUAGUAUCAGAAGUAUAUCAGCUGUAAUGUUAUGAGGAACAUGAGUCAUUGUGCUACAAGUGCAGAGUUGUAGGGUUACAAAAAUAAAGUUGAAAAUAAAAUGACUUGAAAAUAAAAGUCUUAGUGUUUGGAGAAUGAUGGUGAAAUGUUAAAUGAAUAAAAGUCUGUUAGUUACAAGAGUAGAAGUUGUAACAUUACGAUGAUAAAGUCAUAAGUUUUCACGAUGAAGAGCCUAAAUGUCACUGCUGAUGUGAAGGGAGAUACAACGUGAGCAGCGGCUUAAAAAUAAGGAAGAUGGUGCAUCUGAAUUUCUCCAUCCAUCCAUCUGCGUCUUAGCAAAGCCGACCCAGAUCUCCCUCUCCCAAGCAGCACUUUCCAGCUCCUCUUUCGGGAUCCCGAGGCAUUCCCAGGCAUGUGGGAUAUGUAAUCCCUCCAAUGAGCUCUGGGUGAACCCCAGGGUCUCUCAAUUGGAUGUGCCCGAACCAGAAUGUUGUGUAUGACCUGGAAGCUGGACAUCCAAUAAGACAGCUGUCUGUGUGUUUGUGUUCAGUGAACUUACAUCAGUGCAGGAUGUACUAUACUCCACAGUCUGUGGAAACACAGAGUGAGACAUCAAUAUCGGGAGGUUUAGUGCACACAGUUCAAGCAUUAAGCUAUAAGGCCAUCCUUGGGUCAGGUCACAUGACCCUGUAAUCUCCACUGUGGCUUAGGAGGUGAAGUGGUCCCAGAUCUGGAUUUUAAGAUGCUUAUGUCUGUAUCCUUUGGUUCUGAGCUAUGUGUGUUUAGGCUUAGACCCACAGCACUGACAUAACUAACUUGCUGCUGCACUGGGAAACUGUUAACUGUCUCUCCAAACUGCAACAAACGCUGUCACUGAGAGUUAACUCCAAGCCUCAUUACAUGAGUCCAUUUAUGCAUUCAAGAGUGGAGGGCUGCUAACAAUAUGAGACUAGUCCAGCUCAAGAUUAAAAAUACAGCGUGCUCUCUGUGGUAUUAUGGUGACAUUAAAGAACCAAAGGUGCAAGAAACUCUUACAUAAAUAUCUGUCAAGACUUUGACUUUCACUAAACUUGUCAACAAAAUGGGGAGUCAACUUGUAGCAGUGUCCUCGGAUCAAGUUCUUCAUCCCCCAGCAGUGGUCGGUUGUCCUAAGAGUGUAGUGUUUGCCUUUCUAAGAGUGAAUAUGUUGUAAUUAAAUAAUGAUACAGACACCACUUUUCACUAAUUUGAACUGACUUGGACACUUUUGUUGUAAUAACAGAGAUGGAGCCAGACAGCAGCUCAUCUGUGGUCACCUACAACCCUGAGCAGCUUCCUCCUGAAAACUCCUCCUUCCUGGAGAGGAGCUUCGUGUGUCGUUUUCGCUGCCUCCUGGACAACUCCUCCGGCUUCCUGGUAAUUGACUGCUUUUGAAGUCCUUUUGAAUCCCUGUGAUACCUGACAUGGUCCACCUUAAGUACUUAAAUUUUUACUGUAGAUUUCAGAUGAACCUGUAUGGCAGCGAGCAGGUUAUCUCCUUCCAUUUAGUUGCCCAUUAUAUUGCCUUGCAACCAUAUAUAGCCAUCGAUGUUAAAGGUAAAUUGAAUUACUGUAAAGCGAAGAGGAGCUCUAUAAUCUCACUAGAGCAUUAUUUUUUCUUUUCUCUGCAGGCUUUGAACAUCCAGGGCAGACUCAAGUUUCUUCAUGGACAGAACCAGCGGCAGGAAAACGGAGGAAAAGCUCCGCCUCAGCUCGCCCUUUUCGCCAUCGCAACUCCCCUGCAACCUCCGUCCAUCCUGGAGAUCAGAACCAAGAACAUGAUCUUCAGAACCAAACACAAACUGGACUUCACACCCCUGGCCUGUGACGCAAAGUAAAGAGAAGAGUUAUACUUCGCCUUUUGUAUUAAUUCUGCUGCAGUGCUUUGAAAACCGCUCGGCAGAAAUGAACCAUGAUGUUGUUCCAAUGAAGUAUGGUCUUUUUUUUGUGCAGGGGGAAGAUAGUGCUUGGGUACACAGAGGCCGAGCUGCGGGUACGAGGAUCUGGUUAUCAGUUCAUCCAUGCAGCAGACAUGCUGUACUGUGCAGAGAACCACGUCAGAAGUAAGUUACAUACUCAUUGUAUCUCAUACUGCUCCUGGUUGGUGGAAAUGCUAACCCAACCUAACUUUCAGUCUACCUUCAGCUUCCUGUUAGUCAAGUCUGCUGUGCCCUAAUCAUGCAGAACUCCAAACCUUAUUGUCUUCAAAACAAAUGAUAAAAAAUUAACCCCUUUACAGUGCCGUGCAGAUUAAAAUUGUACCUUGAACCAGGCUGGAAAUAUAUUCACCUGCAAAGAUGGGCUUUUGUGAAUAACUGUGUAUGUGGCUAACAAGUGGAUACUUGAGGAACUGCAUUUCUCAGCCUCCCCCCUACUAGCAUAAUUUCCUAGAUUGGAGGUUGCCACCAAGUAGCACAGAUUUUCAGCCUGGAAACAGAUUUGGUGGAUUUGCAGUCUGAAGCUGUUUUAGAGUGCGUGGAGUACCCGGUAACAAUCCAUCGGUCUCUGAUCUUAAUCGACGGAAACAUGUUGCUAUUUUAGAGUCAGCGCUGUCAAAAAAGUUGAGGACUUCUCCUCCAGCUUGGUCAGAGAGUUCAGACAGCUUUCGUAAGUAAUCCUGCUGGAUUACGGAGCAGAUUGAGCAGUGGCGUAGAGCUGCCAGAGGAGAGGAUAGGGCCCACAAAUCCACUGAGUGAGCAAAGCAUCAGAGAUGAUCCAUACAGAAACACCGACUCACAAACACUCUAGAGGUCAGAUAUGCUUACUGACGACUCCCUCUCCCUCGAUCCUUAUCUCUCUCUCUUGCCUGUAGUUUGAUUGAGUUGCAAAGACAGAUUGAUUUAAACAUACAUGAGCCUGUUCAUCAUGCUGGAAACCAGUUUUUGGUUUGGUUGACUCACAAUGCUUCACUGAGGUUAAACAAAAAAGGAGAGAACAUCAAAUUUAACCCCUUAGAUAGACCCUUAUUUUUAUUGAUUUUCUACUCAAAGAAAUUUACGUUGUUUUUUUUUAAUUUUCUGGUCAGUUGUAAAAUAAAAUUGCAAAACCACAAAAGUGCUCGUCAGUUGCGCUGUGAAAACGCAACUCAUUACCAAGUCUGUUUAUCUAGUUUUUAGUCAAAAGAACUCAUAAGGACUAAAUUGAUUGUAAAAGAGAACAAGUGGCCGCCAAAGCAUCUAGAGAGUUCUUCUGGACAAGUUUUAUAACAAGUUAGUUUUCACUUAUUUUGAAAAACUUGUCAUUAAUUUUGCAAACAGUUAAGUCCCUUUUUGGCUAUAAUAUCUUGCAACAAGAUUUACAUCCAGAUUUGCCGGGUUAAUGUGGCCUGUGUUGAGUGCAACAAGAUAUUUUGACCAGAAAAAAAGAUGAUUUAGAUUUGUACAGUUAGAUUUGUGGUGUACACAGCAUGGGACAUAAAUUCAACAACUUAAUCCACUUUUGAUACACAAGUUUCCCAAAAGCUGCUGGCUAUUCCAGUUUUUCUUGGUGUUUAUAGUCCAGUAUUGUUUUACUUUCUUGCUAAUCUCUUUGAUUUUCCUUUUGGUAAGCCACAACUUUUUUGGUUGACCAAGAAUUUGAGGUUUUCUGUUCCUAGUAUUUCCAAAUUUAAUCUGCUUAUGACUUCUGAAGUCCAGUGCUCUGGCUUUGUUUCCAGAUCCUGUAAAUGUUACUGUGCCCAACCAUAUCAAACAGAUGCAUUAGUAGGAUGUGUGGAUCCAUUUGUGGUCUUGGCCAAGCUUCAUUGCACACUAUUAAUGAAUUUGUCAUAUAUUUUAUUUGUAAUAACUGUGUGUGUGUGUUGAAUAUUUGCAGUGAUGAAGACUGGAGAGAGCGGUCUUACCGUGUUCAGGCUUCUCACUAAGGAAAAUACCUGGAAAUGGGUCCAGGCCAAUGCAAGAUUGGUCUACAAGAACGGCAAACCAGACUACAUCAUCGCCACCCAGAGGCCUCUUUUGUAUGUUUGCCUGAAUUUAUGUAGUUAUAAAAUUCAAAGACAGAGAAAAUGAUAGUCAUACUGCAAAAAAAAGGUAAAUUCUCUGUUUGUGUACGGUCAAAGUUUAUAAAGGGGUUUGAGAGAAACAAUGUCCAACACACAUAAAGCUUCUGUUACAUCUCUAGUCAUAGAAAUUUGCUUAAAUAGCUUAGUUAAGACCAUGGAGAAUAAUAUUGUUUUCUGUCUCUAGGGAUGAAGAGGGUGGAGAACACCUGCGUAAACGCUCCAUGCAUCUACCCUUCACCUAUGCCACAGGUGAGGCCUUGCUCUACCAGUCCAACCAUCCCAUAGCGGGCUUCAGGGAUGGAAGCCAGGAGAAAAAUGGCAGCAAGUCGAAGAAGAGUCGGACUGACAGGCUGGUCAGGGAUGGUCUUGACCCUGGUUCUCUUCUUGGGGCUCUUAUGAGUCAGGAUGAAUCAGUGUAUGUUUGUCAGCCCGCUCUGGAGCCCAAAAUGUCAUUUAGCAGCUUCUUUGGAGACCAAAUGGGCUUCUCUGACUCUGAACCGUCCAGCUUGCACAGGAGUUGGGAUGAGCCAAGCAACGGUGUGUUGGGUCCGAGUAUAGCAGAGGCAAGCACAAGCUUUGACCCGCUGCUGGCUACUCUGGACUCCCUUUCUUUGGAAAGCCAGGGGGUUGUGGAUUCAGAAGAGGGCUGUUGUUCGAAUGGUGAGCUGUUUGGAGCUCUAGAGGGCCUGGGGCUGAGUGCCGAGGACCUAGAGCUGCUCUUGUUGGAUGAGCGGAUGAUCCGGGUUGAGAUGGACCCCGAACGAGUGCCCACCUUGGAUGACCUGCUGACAAAUGAUGAGAUCCUUUCUUAUAUCUAUGACUCGAUUGAGGGAAAGGCUGAUUCCACGGAUCCCGGAGGACAGGCGCCUCCCAGUACUUCCUCAGCAACAGCCACCACAGCUUCAGGAUCUGAAAGUAACCCCACCCUUGAUACUAAUGUUCAAAUGCAGUUUCCUCACCAUAAGCCUCCUUUGGUGGGGCAGGCUCCCAUCGUCCAGCUCUCACAGCAGAUGCAACAACACCUCAGCAUGCGACCAGGGAAAGUGACACACAGCUGGAGCCAGCAGAGUGACCAUUUGGCUAACUCUAUAGCCAAUGGAGACCCACUGGGCCAAAACCAGCCCAUCCGCAAUGGACAAUGGACGGCCCAAGACAUCCUCACCAAUGUAGGGAUACAGCUGGAUCACUUCAACACUCAACAGACUUUUUUCAAUGGCAAGGCCGCUGAGCUGGAUACUAGCCUUCAUCAGCAGCAGCAAUCCCAUCAACGUUUCCUUCAGCAGCAGCAGCAGCUGCAACCCAGGAUGCAGACCCACCUCUCACAGCAGUGCCACGCCAAGCAGAAGGCAACCAACCUCAAUGGACUCUGUGGUAUGUCCAGCACAGAGCAUACGGCAGGAAAUUCCCAGUGGCAGGAUUUCGGAUUCAGCGAGAGUCUCGGCAGCAACCCCUGCCUCAAUAACAGCCAAAAACCUCUGACAAACACCUCACUAGAUUCUUGCAUGGAUUAUAGCAUGCCUGAUAUUGACAAUGCGGAUUACUCUAUGAGUGGAAGUGGUUUGUUUGGGAGGAAUGGACAACAGCACGUGGCCGAGUCCACAGUUUCAUCCUUCCAGGGGAUGAACCAUAAACGUCCGCAGGAGCCGAUGCCGGUUCCUUUGGCUCAGGUCAUCUCCAGCUUGUCGCAGUGCCCUCCGCCCAACGCCUCCCUGGAGCAGAUCCUUGGAGUGAGCAAGCCAUGCCGGCAGUUGGAUCACUAUGGUGUGGUGACCUCAGAGAUUCCUCAUGACACCAGUCCCAGUAAGGUGAGUUUGCUGAAACACUAAUUGUUGGUCUGGUGUCAGAAACCGAGGAUAGAGAUAACCUGACUGAAUCCCUAUUUGCUUUGUUUGAGAGUUUAUCGAACAGUUUGUGCAUCAAAGUGCUCAAAGGACCAAUCAGGAGAUUUCUGCUUUUAGCCAAAAACUAAUUUUCUGUGUGUCCCACGCCAUUUGAGAAAUGGAUCUCAAACCUCUCCAAAAGUUUGGUGUUCAUGAUCAGGCAUAAUUUCUGUUGAAGCACUUUUUCGCUAAUCUCACAAUGGCGCUACAUGGCCCAGUUGAAUUUGUCCAAAGACUCCAAAACUUAGACAACCUGAAAAACAGAUCAGCCGUAAAUUGUGUAUUUUGAUACUCGGUGACAGUUAAAGACUAGUGCAAAAAUGAUGACGUCUGAAGCCUCGCUGCCCGGCUGUACCACAUGACUGAUUCAAGAAACAGUUUGCGGGUUUUGCAAAACACAGUGGAGUCCCCCCAAAUCACAAUACAUAGACUCGAGACUUGUUGAAAAGUUGUUUUUAAAUAAAAAUAAAUGAAAUUUUUAUGUUUUAUAUGUUGUCCCCGUAACAAAAGUACGAACAACAAACUAAGUAACACAAGCACAUUCACAUCACAACCCUCUCCAUAAUUUAUGUCCUCUUCCCCUUUUUGACGCUGCAACUGUGUCUUAAAGAUAGAUACCAUAAUAAUAACUUAAUCAUUUCUGUAUUGUAUCACAAACACAUGGCAUCACAUCCAUUCAUUUACUCAAGUCUGACAAAAAUAUUGAGUUUUUAAAGUUGUUGUUUUUGUAGACUGUGGUGUGCAGUGAGAUCACCAACACAACACACCUAACUCUCACAGAGUCCAUAUUCCAACAACUCAAAGUCCUGACUCCCAAAACUGGAAAUCUCCCAAAAUCUCCCAAGGUCAAACGUGACUUGAAAGUCAGUGGGAAUGGCUGAUAAUGGGAUGGUUGUGGCAGAAAACAUCAAUGCUGCUUGUCUGCCUUGUUGGUUUGACUUUGGUGUGUUUUACAGGACAAACUCUUAUGUUGCUGCCAUAAAUUAACAUGUACGUUCUCUAUUUAUGAUGUCUAUUGAAGAUGAAGCGUUGAUUCUUUGCUUCCUUCUUCAGUCAGCCUCCUUCCUUAAUGGCUAUCGUUUAAUCUUACAAAACAACCAAUAAAGAGUGCAUCCUCUACUAAUUGUUCAUGUUGAACAGAUUCAGAUUGUCUUUUAGACAGAUUGGGGGAAGUAAAAUCACUCCAUAAAACUAAAACACUGAUACCAAGUCAUCUAAUCCUCAGAACGGUUGGAUGAUGGGGCUUUUGCUCACUUGUCUCAAAAUCUGGCUCUAAAUUGGCAAUAUUAACUUGAAGGGUGUACCCUGCUUUAAGCCACAGAAAAAUAGUCAGUUUUCUGGUAUUGGGCCCACCUUUGAUCUAUGUUUCAAAAGUCUUGAGUUGACAAAGUAGAAGCCACACACUGUGGUAAAGGCCAUUUACGUAGCCAACUAGCUGCUAAGUCACCUUCUUCAUUGAUUGUUUAGUCCCAUGAUACAGUGACAGUUGUACCCCACAAUGGUUAUCAUGUGAUGCAGAAAACAGAUACUUGUUCAAAAAUCCUACUGUCACUGUUUGCAAAAUAAUGAGCCAAAUUCAAGGAGAGCUGCAUACAAAAAGAUGCAUAUGAUAUUUAAUGAACUAUUACAGCAGUUGGGGCUGUGUAUAUAAAGUCCCCUUUGAAUAUCACCUCUAUACAUAACUGUAACCCAAAGCUGUCCGACUCACUCUCUCCACCUGCAGACAGAGAACGGCUGCAUCCUAAACACCACUUACCCAGGAGGCUGUGCUCUCCCCAACAUGAACGGAGCAGCGCCCUCUGCUGUGCAGAUGCCCGUCCCCGAGACUCUGUCCAGCCUCCCCGACCCUCCAGCCACCGGUUUCUACCUCUGACCAGCUGACCAGGAACAGUCAUGCAGCAGGACACUCUCGACGGCCAGUAAAGACUCUGGCAAUGACUGGACCAGCCUUAUUCAUCUAGAUGACUCCACAAAGAAAGCGGAAUUAACGUAGGCCUAAAUGUUAUUUUUUUUCUCUCUCUCAGUUUGAAUUUGUAAAUUUUUUUUGUUUGUCUGGGAGGGAGCGGGAUCAUUGUGUUGUAUUUCAAGUCAUAUUAUCAUAUGAGUCCUUUGUUUACAAUAAUGCAGUCAAGAGUGCUCAGUUGAGUUUAUUUAAAGAGACACAGAGUUUUUAAGCUGAGUUUUAUGAUUUUAUCUGCGUUCAGAUACAACACAAAGCAUGGUAUAUUUAGAGGUAACAACUACAGAGUAAAAAAGCUCAAAGGAGAGAUUUUCUAACACAAGUGGACCCACUGAGUAAAUGUUGAUAACAGUUAAAUCUGAGGAUUCGUGGCUUCUCUGUCUCUUCUUACAUGGAGGUCAAUGCAAUAUUUUGGAAUCAGUUUAAAGUCAAACAAAAAAAAAAAAAGUCAUAUUUUGGCAAUUUUGCAUCUUUUUCUUUGAUUUAUGGAACAGGUAAUUCAAGUAAAUCAAGGGGAGAUGGUCCAAAAUGUCAAUCUAGCAAGUAAAUACUGAAAAAUAAAGUUGUUCCUCCCUGAAAUUUUAAAUUUAAGCAAAAAAAAAAGGGCAGAAAAUAUACAAAUCAAUUUUUACAGCCAAAUUACAGAUGACUGCUUUUCUUAGCCCGUAAAAUAAAUGCAGUAUGGGGUCCUUUUUAAUUCUAAGGGUACUGCAUGAGAAAGAUCAGUAUUCUGGCAUUUGGGUGGAUGAAACAAAAGCUCUGAAGAUGUCAUGUUUUAUAAGAUUGUACAAGAUUUUGAUCAGUCACACAGGAAAAUAUGAGAUGCAUUUUAGAAAAGAAAAUUACACAGUCCACACCAGAACAGAUUCUAGUGGUAACAUCCAGCUGACAUGCAUGGCUAUGGAAAGUGUAAUAACUUGUGUGUUAGCUUCAUUAUGCCCUCUCUCGCCGUUCCUUCUCUACCGGUAAAGAGCAGAGAUUCACUGAUCGAUCGGUCGAGUAUUUUUUCAGUUGGUAUGAAGUGAAAGAAAAAAGUACAACAAGGCGGAGAGGACAAAAAUAAAGAAUAAUUUGGGGCUGGCAUAAAUCACCUUGCAAGUGUUUUUUAAUGUACGUCAAAAAUGUAUGUGUAAACAACAAACAACAAAGCCAUCUGGAGACACUUUAACACUUUUUCAUCUAGUUCUUACACAAACAAACAAAACAGUGGCUCAAUAAAUUAAUAAGAAGCAUCAUAAUCAUGGAAAAGAUGACUUUCUUUAGUCCUCUGUUAUAAAAUAUGAAAAAAUGCAAGAAGAUGCAGAAAAGCCAGUGUAAGCAGAGGCAGUUUUACACCUCUGUUAAGGAAUGUAAGCACAGUGGGAAUAUUCUCAUCUGAGCGAGCAUCGGACGCAGUUGAAACAAAAUUUUUGCAUUUUAUCCUCAUUUUGGUGUCAGAUCUAAUGUUAUGAUUUGCUUUGUAUCUGAACGUACCAUCGCAGACACACACACACAUAAACACACACAUAAACACACACACACCCUAUAUAUCAUCAGCGCAACUCCAUCUUAAUAACAGUUUUUGAUACCGGCAGUCUUCUGACAGGACUUCAGCAUCGCUCUUAGAUUUUUCCGUCAUGCUACAAGAAUGUAAUCUUUCAGUGUUAAGUGAUUUCUCUGUCGAGCUGUGAGAUGAAUCCAUAUAUGUUUGAAAAAAGUCUAGAAUAUUAAAAUUAUGGCUAGAAAUAUCCUGCACUUUAUUUCAAGCACCCACUUAAUGCAGAUCUGUAGUCAGGGAGGUGAUAAGGAGUCCCUGUUUUUAUGCUUGAUGGACCAGUUUGCGUUUGUAUUUUAAUUUUGAGGUACGUCUCAGGUGAUGGGUUAAUGUCCUCACAAGCACAAACACUUCUGUAUACUUGUUAGUGUCAUCAUUUUUAUCGCUCUCCACUUGAACUUUUUUUUUUUUUUGGUUGUUGUUGGAAAAUGUUAAUGAUUUUUUUGGACCUCUGGAUUCUUUCUCUUAUUUUGUUAAAAAAAAGUUUAACUGACUUGAUUAGAAGAAGUCAUUUUUAAUUUUACUGUAUUUAUUCAUGUCCUGCAGCAAGUAAGCAUACUUGAUUGUUUUGAAGUCGAUGUGUAAGACAUUCUCUUGUACAAAAAAAAAAGAAAAGAAAAAAAAAGAAAAUAUAAAUCUUCGUCAUCUUCUAUCUAGCUAAGCAGUGGUUGCACUCACUCUUUGGAGGGAAUCAGAAAUCGAGCUCCAGACACAACACUUAAACAAUACAAAAUGACUCAAGUAAUGAAGGAAAAGUCUGACAUUUUGGGAAAAUACUGUUUGAACUCUUACCUAUAAUUGAAGAUUGAUUUGUGGCGAUAAAAAUAUUCUUAUUUUAUAAUCUGGUUUCUCACCUCGGUGAGAAAACAAGAGCAAGAUACAAAUACCAGAUUUAAAGUCCCUUUAACAAAUGUUAAGAUACUUAUUGUCAUUCAAAAAUGUUCUUAAAGCUCCUUUAAGAGUUUUUUGAGGUAUGUGAAAUAGACUGAAAUUUGUGUUAAUGCCUUUUCCUGAUGUUUAAAUCAAACAAAACCAUUAGCAGCGAGUUAGAUGAUCUUUUCUAUCUUAAUAUUUAAUGCCUAAAACUGGCAAGGAAGGUAGGCAUUGGCAAUAGAACAAUAGAAGUGUCUCUGCUUUUACGGUUUCACAUAAAACAUUCAAAAUAAAUGAUACAAAAGUCAGCAGGACAUUUUUAGGUCAAAAGUUGCCUUUCGAGUCUGUAAAGGACAGGAUAAGCAAAGACUGCUUAGUCAAACUCGAAGUUCCUCACUAGAGCUUUAAUAUUUGUCACAUUCACCUGAUGAGUCUGGAUAUAAAUCUGAAUUCAAGGAGAAGCAAAAGGUUAAGAGGUGUCAGAAAUUAGGUAUUAUUCCCACGAUAAUUAAAAAUUAUAAUUAAUUGGUGGAUUUAUUUUUAGAGUUGUGGCAUUUGAAGGCAUUAUUAAAGAUAAUUAAUUUGCAAUGUAAACAUGAUAUAGGCAUCAUAGUAGGUAAAGAAGAUACUCUGAGGGAAUGUGUUUUUAAGUAAAUGAUCUUUUAUGAAAAAAAGAACAAACCUUUCCCCCAAAUGUUGGACUUUUCCUUCUUGUACAAAACUCACCGAUACAUCAGGUCAGUAAUUCAGGUCUAGACAGGAUCUCUGAGCAGUUACAGAAUGACUAACAGUGAAAAAACCAAAUGUGAGUUAAAAAAGAGAUCUGUCCUGGAAGGAUACAGUCUGAAUGUUUCUUGUACAUAGUUGAAACGACUGGAAAAAUGAUGCAGAGUAGAACUACUUCAUCAUGAAGAGAUGCUGAAAAGAGAUUUCCAUUUGAAUUGUUGGAAUAAUGUCAUUACUAUCGGUAUUAAUAUUAUUGUUCUAUGUUUUAUGUUGAAAUGUGAUACACACGUGGUUACAUGUCAUUUCGAGUUGACUCGUUUCUUUCCCUUUCUUUUUACUACAGCAGAAAUGUUUGCUUAUAUUUAAUAUGAUUGAUGUGACUUAUUAACAAUGUGAAAAAAAAAAUAUGUGUAUAUAAAGGCAAACAAGCUUUGACAAAAACAGGUAUGUACAUAGUUUUAUGUUGAGUCACUCGUUUCAAGCACUAUUUUUAAAACACUUGCUUAUCAAACUCCUUUGUUGAUUCUUUCUGUUUGUUUUUUUUUUGUUUGUUUGUUUAUUUUUAAUUGUAAAUAGUACUCUCAUCACUAAACACUGGACUCGAAGACAGCCUGAAAAUGGUGCCAUACUACUGAGACUUGUUAAAUAGACUGUAACCUUGGAGAGUUUAAUUUUGUCUUUUAUUUUGUUUUUUGUUUUUGUUUAACCACAGGUAACUUUAACAUGCUAACAGGACGAGGUGUAGAUGUGGCAGAUUUGGCCCGGGUCUUUUGACUGCUUGUUUUCAAAUGUAUUAUUUUCUUCCUCUGAAAUAAAGGAUUUCUUCAAUCACAGUGAAAAACACAAACAUCUUUCAUUAUAUAUAAGAAGAAGAAGAAGAAAAAAAAAAAGACUGACCACUCAUAUGUGUCCCUCUCUGAACCCCCCGAGUUUUGUAUUCACUCAGACAGGAAACAGCAGGGGGUUUCCAACCUGUGUCAGUGACCUCUUACUGUGGACCCCUGACAUGUGACGGUGCUAUGUGUAGCAUUUGAACAUCAAUAAAUCAUUACCACCAUAA
Molecule: messenger RNA, 48161 nt
Organism: Xyrichtys novacula (pearly razorfish)
Lineage: Eukaryota; Metazoa; Chordata; Actinopteri; Labriformes; Labridae
Source: the annotation of a GenBank genome assembly